GUGGCGCGGAGGGCGCGCGGGGGCGUGCGCGAGCGCCGCAGCCUGCGACUUUGCGCCGCGCUCAGUCAUUGUCCGACCAAAAACCUGGUCGUACGUCCAACCGCCGAUCGGCCGUCGCUACUUCGUUUGUCGAGUGCCCGUUUUCCGAACGGUUUGCUCCGAUCCCUGGAGUGUGCGUGCAGUGCAGUGAUGGUGUGUUUUUAGCUGUACAGCAAACAGUGUAUCGCUACAAAGUACCACAAUCCGGUGUGUUGCGAGUUCCACGGAGUUGUCUAACGGCUGUUCGCCUGCCGGCGAGGGAAGGCGGAUCGCUUCAACCGGGAGGAAUGAGCCCCGCACACCAUAGUCCCUACACUCACCGAUGAUCUCAAGAGACCAUGUAUAUAGACACCUUACCUCUAGUGGUUUGGACGCUUUUAGUCACAACGACACAUGUAGCGACAGAAGGCCAAUAUGGAAUAGGUUUAGGAAUAAAACGAGAAGUAUUUUUCUUAAAUUUAGAAGACGGCUAUUUUGGCUGUCAAGUAAACGAAUCAACACAAAUAUUACAAUUAUAUGAAUUAUCGAAAUUAUGCGACGGUGUGCCAGACUGCUAUAAAGCUUCCGAUGAACUUAGGUCAGAGCUGAAAUGCACAGACGAUUGUACCAAAGAAGAUGGCGCGCAGUGUAUAAAUGGAGCUUGCCUUAACGGUGUGUGCCAUUGUAAUGACGGUUUCGGAGGAUGCAAUUGCCAAGAAGCUGAUGUAAACGAAUGCAAGGAACGGCCAUGUGAUGUUUUUGCACACUGUACAAAUACUGUGGGUAGUUUCCAAUGUUCCUGUUUCCCAGGCUAUGAAGGCGAUGGUUUUACUUGCAGAGAUAUUAACGAAUGCGAAGACCCAGCAGUGGCAUCACGAUGUGUAGCGAACGCCGAGUGUUGCAAUUUGCCUGCUCAUUUCAUCUGCAAAUGCAAUCGUGGAUUCGAAGGAGACGGCGAGGAAGAAUGCCGAGAUAUCGACGAAUGUCGUCGACCUGGCGCUUGUGGAAUCAACGCUAUCUGCCAAAAUUAUCCGGGAAAUUACACGUGCGCUUGUUUAGCUGGUUACACUGGAAAUCCAUUCGAUGGUUGCGUGGACGUGGAUGAGUGCGCAAGCGGGUCGGCAUGCGGCGCAGGUGCGACGUGCAGAAACGUGGAAGGCGGGUUCGAGUGCAGUUGUCCCCCCGGCAGCGAGGGUGAUCCUCGCGUUGCCUGCCAGGAAUUGGACGCAUGCGCACGCGCCCAGUGCGGUCGCGGAGCUCUAUGCCAGAAUCUACCCGGCGCUUACCGCUGCGUCUGCCCGCCUGGUUUCCAAGGCAACCCAGACGUAGGAUGCACUGACGUGGAUGAAUGUAAGAGUAGCAAGAAGGUGUGCGGCGACCACGCCGUGUGUACCAACACGGUGGGCAGUUACGUGUGCGCGUGCGAACCGGAGUACACUGGCGACGCGCGCGCGCCACAUGGCUGCCAUGACGUCGACGAAUGUGAAGCGCUGGAACGCCCUUGUGGCACGCACGCCGUCUGCGAGAAUGCUGCGCCCGGCUACAACUGCAUCUGUCCUCAAGGAUACAGAGCCAAACCUGACCCACAAGUUGCCUGUGAACAGAUCGACGUCAAUACUCUAUGUAAAUCAAAUUUUGACUGUACAAAUAACGCCGAAUGUAUAGAAGAACAAUGUUUCUGUAAAGAGGGAUUCGAUGCAAAAGGAUCUGUUUGCAUUGAUAUUGAUGAAUGUGCUACAAAAACAUCGACUUGUGGAGAAAAUGCUAUGUGUAUUAAUACGCUCGGGUCUUACGACUGUGAGUGCGCUACGGGAUUCGUAGGGUCACCACCGACUGUAAAAUGUCGCGCUCCGUGCGAUGAUGUGAAAUGCGGAGAUCAUGCCUACUGCAAACCAGAUGGCGCUGAAGCUUACUGCGUAUGUGACGAUGGGUGGACUUUCGACCCCACAGACAUAGCAGCCGGUUGUAUCGAUAUCAAUGAAUGUGACACCUCUGUUGGACCUGUCGGCCGCUGUGGCAUAAAUGCGAGAUGCUCGAAUACAUUGGGUAGCUUCACAUGCCAGUGUCCAGAAGGAUAUACUGGAAAUGCAUAUAAACAGUGCACAGAUAUCGAUGAAUGCCAAACUGACGGAGCAUGUGGUGUUGGCGCAGAAUGUAUUAAUCGAGAUGGUUCAUACAGCUGUGAAUGUGCUGAAGGCACAGUGCCUGAUCCUGAUCCACGAGUACGAUGUGUUGAAAUCCUUUUAUGUAGAAACAAUGAUGAAUGCCCCGGAAAUGCUGUAUGCGAUCAAAACUCGAGAUGUUUGUGUCCAGAUCCUAAUGUUGGCAAUGAAUGCAGGCAUCCUUGCGAAACUUUACAUUGCGGGAGCAACUCUGAAUGCCUACUGACAGACCAAACGGCUCAGUGCACGUGCCGAAGUGGCUUCACUGGAAACCCGUCAUCUUUCGGAGGUUGUCUAGAUAUAAAUGAGUGUCUUUCUAAUCCAUGUGGCACUGGAGCUGUGUGUAAAAACUUACCUGGUAACUUCCAAUGCGAAUGUCCUGGCAGUUUCCACGGGGACCCUUAUAUUGAUGGAUGCCUGCCAGGCAAAAUGCCAAGUGAAUGCAGUGACACUAAUCCUUGUCCUCUCGGUGAACGAUGUAUAUUACACGAUGCAGAAAAUGUCUGCAUUUGCUCUCAAGGGUACAUUCGAAGUAAAGAAACGGGUUUGUGUGAAGACAUCAACGAAUGCACUCAACAUGGACACUCCCCUUGUGGUCUAAAUGCGAUCUGUAAAAACCUACCGGGAAGUUAUGAGUGCAAAUGCCCCUCGGAAUAUAGUGGUAACCCUUAUAACCUAUGUGAAAUGUGCAAUGAUAUUAACUGCCAAUGCCAGCCACCAUACAAAGUUGUAAAUGGUCAUUGCGUUCUAUCAGGGUGCUCAAAAGAUAAAAAAUGCGGGAAGGGUGCCGAGUGCAUAGUUAUUUCGGACGGAGUAAGUUACUGUGCCUGCCCUGCCGGAUUUUCUCAAACUCUCGAUGGUUCAUGCGAAGAUAUAAACGAAUGCACUGCUGGUCAGCCUGUGUGCGGAAUUGGCGCGGAAUGUAUGAAUACAGUGGGUUCUUUUAUUUGCAAAUGUCCACCAGGUUAUGGCCAAGACAUCACUACUGGUCAUUGCAGCAUAAAUCAAAAACGUUGUAUUAGCGAUUCAGAUUGCUUUUCUAAUGAAAAAUGUAUCGAACCUGGGAAGUGUGUUUGCCCACCGCCAUUUUAUCUAGACGUAACUGACGGUCAAAAAUGCAAAAGUCCAUGCGAGAGGUUUACUUGUGGAAUCAAUGCAAAGUGUACGCCCAGUGACCCACCCAGGUGUAUGUGUAUGGCGGGUUUCGAGGGAGAUCCAUAUACAGGUUGCACUAACAGAAAUGAAUGUCAUAGCGCUCCAUGUGCAUAUGGUGCGAUAUGCCACGACAAAAAGGGUGGUUUUCAAUGCGAAUGCCCUCAAAAUAUGAUUGGAGAUCCUUAUAAAACCGGAUGCAGCGUCGAGGAAGAGCCGACACAAAAACAACUUUGUAGCUCAGACAAUGAAUGUCCGAACACGCUAUCAUGCUUGAACCGCACAUGCCUAUCACCAUGCAGCAGUGUUUCUUGUGGACCUAAUGCGUUUUGUGAAGUCGAUAAUCACGCAGCAUGGUGUCGCUGCAAUCCCGGAUACACUAAACCUGAAGGGGGAAAGUGCAUAUCCGGUUGCGAUUCGUUCUCAUGCGCUUCUCGUGCACAAUGUAUUAUAUCAAAGUCAGGGCCAACAUGUGUGUGCCCUGAGGGCAUGGUAGGGAAUCCAUUCCCGGGAGGCUUUUGCAGAAGAGACGUGUGCGGGCCGGGCGCGCCGUGUGAGGAGCCCAUGUCUUGCGUGGCUGGGCGUUGUCGCCAGCGAUGUGAAGGCGUAGUAUGCGGAGUAGGCGCCUCAUGCAAUGAAGAAAGUGGAAAAUGCGUUUGUAAUGAUUUCUUUGUCGGAAACCCUGAUUUGCUAUGCAUGCCACCUAUUUCACCACCAACGUGCAAACCAGGAUGUGGGGAUAAUGCACAUUGCGUUUACGGACUUUCAAACGCUUGUAAAUGUAACAAAGGUUAUACAGGAAAUCCGUAUAUAAAAUGUCUCCCUCGAAGACAAAUAACUUGUGCUAAAGCAUCUUGCGGUCGGAACGCUGUUUGUCAACAAACGCGAUCACAUGUCGAGUGCCUCUGUCCACCAGGUUAUAUUGGCAAUCCAAAUCUACAAUGUAUUGAUAUAGAUGAAUGUAGCUCUAAACCAUGUGCUGAGAAUGCAAUUUGCAUCAAUACCCCAGGGAGUUUCAGUUGUAUUUGCAAAAGCCACUAUGUGGGUAAUCCGUACGAACUUUGUUCACAUGUAUCCAUUUCUAAGUGUACCCAAGGCAACAGCUGCACUUGUACUCACAAUGCUACAUGCCCAGAUGGAUACAUAUGUGAAAGAUCCAGAUGUGUCGAUGCAUGUCGCAAAAUGUCUUGUGGUCCAAAAUCUAUAUGCGAAGAAGGCAUUUGUCAUUGUCUACCCGGAUAUAUAGGAAAUCCCAACAACUUGCAACACGGAUGUGUUCCCGAUAAUAAGUGUAUGACAGAUGGUGAUUGCAAAGACAAUGAAAUAUGCUUCCAGGUAGCAAAAAAAUUAAGAAAAUGCGUGGAUUCUUGCAGUAAGUUACAAUGUGGACCUAAUUCAUUGUGUGUUAGCUCCAAUCAUCAAGCUCAUUGUUUAUGUGCUGAAGGGUACGUGGGCAAAGCAAAUGACGUUAAAUCUGGUUGCUAUUUAGAGCAUAGUGAACCAAAUGUAAUUGAAUGCAAUGGACACAGCGACUGCACAGAGCCGCAACUUUGCAUGCCAGUGGAUGGGUCUACGAAUAGGUGUAUGGAUUUAUGUGCAACUAUAGCUUGCAGCGCUAACGAAGUGUGUAGAGUGAUAGACAAUAGUGCACGCUGUGAUUGCAAAGAUAAUUUCCGUUGGAAUCCUGUAACGUCUAUUUGUGAGCAACCAUCUACUCCAAGCUGUGAAAAAGAUGAUGACUGCGACGACAACAAGUCAUGCCUAAAAGAUGUACUUGGUGUAAGGAAAUGUUCUGACAACUGUUUGGCAUUUAGUUGCCCUCAGAAUUCAAAAUGUAUAACUAGACGCCAUAAAAGUCAAUGCGAGUGUUUAUCAGGUUUUAUAGGAAAUCCCAAUGACCGUGAUGGAUGUUUACCUAUCAAUAAAAACCAAUGCGUCGAUGAUGCACAAUGUCGAGAAAAUGAGAUUUGUAAAUAUGUUGGGUCUAUUAAAAAAUGUACAUCAGCUUGUCAACAAAAAAUUUGCGGUCCGAAUGCUAUCUGCGUUACCAAUAACCAUGUUGCAAAAUGUCAGUGUCCAUCUGGGCCCUUUACCGGCAAUCCCGAUGAUCUAGAAAUAGGAUGUCAAUCAGUCCCAUGCAUAUAUAACACGGAUUGCUUAACCCACGAAUUGUGUAACCGUAUGACACAUACAUGUAUGAAUGCAUGUGCAGAGGAUUCUUGUGGUGAUAAUGCUGUAUGUAUAGCAGAAAAUCAUAAAAUAAGUUGUCAAUGCCCAAGUGGUUAUAAAGCGGAUCCACUACCAGAGGUUAAUUGUAGAAAGAUAGAAGUCUGCAAUCCAAAUCCUUGUCAUCCAACUGCCAUCUGUGAGCCAUAUCUUACAUCGUACACAUGUAAUUGCCCUGUUGGAUUGACAAGUGACAAAACAGGAGUAUGUAGAGUUCAGGAUGCUUGUCCUAAUGGUGAUGAUGACUGUCCGUUAGAAGCAACCUGCGUCGCAGGACGAUGUGCAAAUCCGUGUGACGGAGCAUGUGGUAUGAAUUCUCUGUGUAAAAUUGUAGAUAGAAAAGCUAUAUGUUUAUGUCCCGAAGGUUAUGAAAGCAUCCAAAGCGGUAAUGCUUGCAAGAAAAAGCUGCUAACCUGUGAUAAUGAUGCUCAUUGCCACGGGGAUGUGUGUUAUAAUGGACAGUGUUUAACUGCUUGUAAAAACUCCAGCCAAUGCGAUACAGGAGAUAUAUGCCUAAAGAAUUUUUGCAUGACACAAUGCGCAAAACAUUCUCAAUGUGGCAUUGGACAAGCAUGCGUAGGCGGACAAUGUUUAGUUGGCUGCAGAGUUAAUGACGACUGUGCCAGCGAAGAAUCUUGCAUAAACAAUAAAUGUGUUAACCCAUGUCUUGCAACACGAGUGUGUGGUCCGAAUGCUAUUUGUUCAAGAAUUAAUCACAGUACAAAAUGUGACUGUCCACUCGGAUUUGAAGGAACGCCUUCUCCUCAACAAGGCUGUGUACGAAUACCAAGUGCGUGCAGUAGAACAUCCGAAUGUCCACCAGAUCAUAUGUGUAUUGGAUUUUUGUGCCAAGUGCCUUGUCAAGAUAACUCUGGGUGCGCGAUUGGUGAGAAAUGCAGCGAUAAUAAAUGCCACAAAAUCUGUCACUCCAGUAGCAACUGUUUGCAUGGAGAACAUUGCAGUUCUGGAUUAUGUAUACCCGGCUGCAAAUCAGAUGCAGAUUGCCUUAGUAACCAACGUUGUGAAUCAACAACAUGCCAUUGCUUACCUGGUUUUAAAUUAAAUAUUGACGAAUGUAUAAAUAUCAAUGAAUGUUUAGACAAUCCAUGCCAUCCAUCAGCUCAGUGUGAAGACACAAUAGGAUCUUUCAAAUGUAUUUGCCCAGCUGGAGCAAUCGGUGAUCCUUAUAAAACUGGAUGUCUACUACCAAACCAGUGUAGACGAGAUGAACAAUGUGACAGCUCACUUGCUUGUAUUAGAGGAAAAUGCCAGAAUCCUUGUCAGACUAAAGCAUGCGGGUUAAAUGCAAUAUGUUCAGUACGGAACCAUAGAGUUGCAUGCUCUUGUAGAAAAGGAUAUCUCGGCAAUCCACUAGACAAAAAUAUUGGAUGUUUCAAAGUGGAAUGCGUCGAUAGCUCAGAUUGUUCCAGUGAUAAAUAUUGCAAUAGUAGAAGUAACAAAUGUUCCGAUAAAUGCGAUGAUUCUGCAUGCCAAGGGGGCACGUGUAAAAUUAUAAAUCAUAAAUCAAUGUGCACUUGUCCAAUAGGCUUUCAUUUGAAUGAUAAUGCCUGUGAGGAUAUUAACGAAUGCUUGAACAGUCCUUGUCCCGUAAAUUCCGAUUGCGAAAAUUCACAUGGAUCUUAUGCAUGCAGAUGCAUUAAUGGAACAAUAUUAGACACAAGUAAAGGCAUUUGCAAACUACCUGGCGAUUGUUUUUCAAAUAAUGACUGCUCGGGAAAAACUACGUGUAUUAACAAUCAAUGCGUCAACCUCUGCCAAAAAUCUUCGCCAUGCGGAGAAAAUGCGCAGUGUAUCGUGGAAUCACAUUAUGUUAUUUGUGAGUGCCUGCCUAAUAGCCAAGGGGACCCGUACAAGAAAUGCACUAAAUUCGAAUGCACAAAAGAUACAGAUUGUUCGUCAGAAGAAGCAUGCGUCAACUACAAAUGUGUAAACUCUUGUAGUAUUCCACGAGCUUGCGGCAGAAAUGCUGAUUGUCUCUCUAGAAGCCAUAUUGGACAUUGUUCGUGUUCACCUGGCUAUACUGGGGACCCAGUGCUUGGGUGCGUCCCAAUACAAUACUGCACUGAUGACAGCAGAUGUUCUUCUGGCACUAAAUGUGUCGAUAAUUUGUGUGUCGGUUUAUGUAAAAGCUCAAGGGAAUGUUUAAGUGAUCAAGUUUGUAUUCAAGGAACAUGUCGAUUAACCUGCAACUCUAAUAAUACCUGCCCAGAUUUUCAAUUUUGCUUAAAUCGAGUUUGCACAAAGGAAAUUCAAUGCAUGGCCGACGAUGAUUGUGCUGAAGAUGAAAAAUGUUCUGUAAGCAGAAAUGGAAUUCCGCAAUGUGUAAAAGUAUGUGAUGGACAUCCAUGUGGACGGCAAGCUAACUGUUUAGGUCAAGUUCAUAAGCCCGUUUGCUCAUGCAAAGCUGGGUAUUAUGGAGAUCCGCGGCAAAGUUGUAAAAGAAAACAAUGUGAUGUUAAUAAUGACUGUACGGAUGACAAAUUGUGUGAUAAGAAUAUGUGUAAAAUAGCAUGUCUGAUAAGUAACGACUGCGGAGACAAUUCAAUAUGUUCAUCUGAAAAUCAUAAAGGUGUAUGUUAUUGCCAACCCGGGUACACUGGCGAUCCUUACAGAGCUUGCGUGGAAAUUAAUUGGUGCGAAUCUAAUACUUGUGGGAGUGGAGCUGAAUGCAAGAACACACGAAACAGUGCGCUAUGCACAUGUCCUACCGGAACAGUCGGCAAUGCUUACGAGGAAGGAUGCCGUAAAGCACAAGAAUGCCGAUAUAAUAGAGACUGCCCAGCUGCCGCUCGCUGUACUGUUACUGGUGCUAUAAGCAAGUGUACAGAUGCAUGUGAAAAUGUACAAUGCGGUAAAAAUGCAGAAUGUGUUGCCGUUCGUCAUAUGGGACAAUGUAAAUGUAAAACAGGCUAUGUAGGAAAUCCUAGUUCUCCAAAUGGAUGUAGCCCUCGUGAAAUUACAUGCACAGGGAAAACAGACUGCCCUGAUGACAAGUACUGCCAUAAAGGAAUUUGUAAAGCUCUCUGCCUUUUGGAUGAAGAAUGUGGUUCAUCUGAGAAAUGUAUUACUGGUCAAUGUUUAGAUCCAUGUCAGGUGGAAAAAAGCUGCGGAUUGAAUGCUAUCUGUCGCUCUGAAAAUCACGUGGUGGAAUGUAGCUGUCCACAAGCAUUUACUGGAAAUCAAGAUGUAGAAUGUGUUCGAAUUCCCCGUUUAUGUGGUGGCGCUGGAGAAUGUGAAAAUGGUCACAUGUGUCACGAUUCAAUGUGCGUUCCUCGAUGUAAAGUGGAUGAAGAAUGUGCACUUAAUGAACGGUGUUCUAAAGGAGCUUGUUUAUUAACGUGCAGAGUAGAUAAUGACUGCUUCUUAGGACACAUAUGCUUAGGAAAUACUUGUCAAUACGGAUGCAGGCAAGAUGAAGAUUGUGGUCCUGACGAAUUUUGCAAAAACAAUUUUUGUGAAAAUCCAUGUGCCAGUAACAUAAAUCCAUGCGGACCCAAUGCACUUUGCUCUGCAGUGGACAGGAAAGCACUCUGUUCGUGUCCAGAUGGCCUUAUACCAAACCCGACACCCAAUAUUGGAUGCGUGCGAACGCCCACAUUACAAUGCCGCAUGCAUACAGAUUGUUCUGCUGGUUGGAGGUGCGAAGACGACCGUUGCCGGCCGGCUUGUACGCUUGACGGCGCCGAGUGCCUGCAGGGUGAACGGUGUGACGCCGGGGUAUGCCGUUACGCGUGUACUUCAGACGAGCAAUGCUCUGACGACGAAGUAUGUGAUGGGCGCUUGUGCGUAACAGGGUGUAAAACAGAUUCUCACUGCGCAAACAAUCUUGCGUGCAUAUCAGGACAAUGUAGUGAUCCUUGCACUGAACCAGCUACAUGCGGCUCUAACGCUUUAUGCACAACUAAAGAUCAUCGGCCUGUUUGUAGUUGUCCAUCAGCAUUAGUUGGAGACCCAAGAACGGUUUGUAGGAGAGAAAUGACUCCUUGUGAUCGAAAUAAGAAUUGUGCAGAUGGAUUUAGCUGUUAUGGUGACACUUGUCAUCCAUCUUGUAGAAGUGACGUCAUAUGUUUAUCUAACGAAAAGUGCAUUCGGGGAAUAUGCCGAGUCGUAUGCAAUAGUGACGAAGCUUGUAGCGAUGGGCAAAUUUGUGAAAACAGAAUUUGUAAACAAGGCUGCAGAGAUGAUAACGCUUGCGGUGAAUCGCAAGCAUGUUUCAACGGCCAAUGUAAAGAUCCAUGCAAGGAAAGCGGUUUAUGCGGCAUUUGUUCAGAGUGCAAUGUUUUAAAUCAUCGAGCACAAUGUAGUUGCUCCAGAAAUUUCAGCGGUAAUCCUUUAGUGGAAUGUAAAAGAAAACAAUUGCAGUGUGAUGGAUAUUGUCCAUGUGAUGACAGUGGAUAUUGUAUAUCCCUAUGCGAUGAUAAUUUGGAUUGUUUAUGUGGAGAAAAUUGUGUUGACGGCGGUUGUCGAUCAUUAUGCUCAUCGAAAAACAAAUGUCCUCAAAGACAGAUAUGCGUUAAAGGAGCAUGUAUUCCUGGGUGCAACAAUGACAGAGAUUGCGGAGAUGACAUGUUGUGUUCCGCAAAACUUUGUCAGCCGGCUUGCCAAGAAAAAUCUUGUGGGAAAAAUGCAGGCUGUUUACCGACUCACCAUCGAGCCGUGUGUAAUUGCCCUAGCGGAUUUUCAGGUGAUCCAUUAAGAGAAUGUAAUGCAUACGAAUGUCAGCACGACGAAGAAUGUGGUGCCGAUGAAGUGUGCCUGGAAGAAGGAAAAUGUAGAAAUGUAUGCGUAGGCGCAUGCGGAAUCAAUGCAAUCUGUCGUGCAAUGAACAGAUCACCACAGUGCUCUUGUCCGCCAAAUUAUUUAGGAAACCCUAAAUUUGAAUGUUCUAAGCCAGCAGCCGGUAGCUGUUUGCGCAAUCCUUGCGGAAUAAAUGCUCGUUGCCGGGAUUUCGAAGAAGGUAGUUACGAGUGUACAUGCCCACCAAAUUGCGCUGGUGACCCACAAAAACAGUGCUUCUGUGGUGCUAUGGAGCCUUGCGCUUACAAAGCGUGUGGGACGAAUGCGCAGUGUCGUAUUGGGCAUAAUAAGGAAGCUCAAUGUUACUGCCCACGCAAUUACCCUAAUGGUGACCCAAAUAUAGAAUGUUCUCAAGAGCGUAGUGUGGUUGAUUGUCGCACAACUGGUUGCGGAAUCAACGGAGAAUGUUUGAGAGAGGGAGCAGAGUUUGUUUGCCAUUGUAUUCCUGGCACAGAAGGACAAGCAGAUAUUGAAUGCCAUACUAGUAUCGAAUGUACGAGCGAUAAGGAGUGUCCACUUGACAAGGCCUGCCUAAGCUUGCAUUGCGUGGACCCUUGCACUGUUCGCGGCGCGUGUGGUGAGGAUGCGCUGUGUGAGUCGGUGGCGCACCAGCCGCAAUGUUCGUGCCCACAGUGUUACGUAGGGCAGCCACGGGUGGCCUGUCGGCCUGAUCCAGCCUGCACACCAUCAUCAGAGCCAAACUCUACAUUCACAUGUUCUCCAACUAAGUCUUGCCCGCCUCGAUUGGCAUGCGACUUUGAUGCAGGCCAGUGCCGAAAUCCAUGCCUGAACUACCAAAACUGCCGUAGAAACCAAAAGUGUGAAGUUAGAAAUCACGAACCCGUAUGCGUUUGCCGCAAUGGAUUUGCAUUAAAUGAUAAAGGAGAAUUAACUUGCGCACCAGAAGAUGCAGAAUGUACACGGGACGAACAAUGUCCUUCUAAUGCGGCAUGUCGGAAUUCCAAGUGUGUGAAUCCCUGCUUGGCGUCAAAGGAACCCAUGUGUCCAAAGGGAAAACAAUGCGAAGUUGUGGAGCACAACGCUAUCUGCGUGUGUAUCGAAGACUGUCACACCGCAGUAUCAAUAUGUUUACGAGACAAUGGGUGUCCGCAAAACUUGGCGUGCAGAGACUUCGAAUGCAGAGACCCUUGUAAAGGCGCUUGCGGUGGUGCUCCAUGUUCAGUAGAAGACCACCAUCCAGUUUGCAAGUUCUGUCCUAAAGGAUUCACACACGAUCAAAAUCAUGGCUGCAUUAAAGCGUUAGAAUGCACUUCGGAUGAACAAUGCGCGCCGAAUCUGGCGUGUGCAGGUGGGCGCUGUGCCAACCCGUGCGAGCGUGGCGGUCCUUGUGCCUCUGGACAACACUGCGCUGUUUCCAACCAUCAACCCGUCUGCUCUAGAGGGCCUGUUACAAAUUGUGCACACUGUCGUCCAGGAGUACCUUGCGACCCAUUUUCAGGGGCUUGUAUGGAAAAUGUUCCGCCUAAAAAUGACCCACUAACUGAAACAUACCUUGAUACAACCACGGAAACCAUAAAUCUGGAAACAGAAGGCGAAACUGAUGUAACUGACACGACAAAAAUGUCUCCCGACUAUUUGAAUUUUACUGACACAACUACUGUAUUGAACUUUAACUCAAUUGACGUUACAUCCACAACCUACUAUCCAGAUGAAAUGGAUAUUACAACAACUAUCGAUUCAAACAUACCUACCGUAGAAUACCGAGAGUCUAGUGUCAAAAUUGAAUCAUACACAGAAACCCCCACUGUUAAAACUACCGUUAGUUCAUUAGAACCGAUGACGGGCAGCGUAGAGACAACAUUUUUUACGAACACAAAUGAUAUUAAAACUACAAGUGGUAUGCAGAUCACUGAAACUAAAUCGACGGGAACUUAUCCUACCCCUGAACGUUCUGGAUAUUCUUCGUCAACAGAGUUUGUAACUACGGAUAAUAAUAUAUAUUUAACAACUCGUCAACAAGAUGACAGUGUAACAGAAAUGACUGCCCUUUUUACCGAAACUAUAAGCAAUUAUUCAUAUACUCUAGAUUCUGAUCAGCUAGUAGAUAGUAGUAGUACUGUCCAUUUUGAAAGCACGGUGAAGCCAUUAACAGUCAACUAUACAACAAAAAGUUCAACAGCAACGCCCAACGAAAGUAAAAAUACAAAAACACCAGAUAAUCAAAGACAAUUAGGAAGCAAUUUCACUGACACCGCAAAUAGUAUGUAUAAUGUAACAAUCAAACAUAGGGACAUGCCGGAGUCCCCUGUUACGGUUUUAGAUCAUACUUCAACUAUCACAAGUAUAGCAAGUGAAACUGAUGGGAAAACAGACAAUGUUCCUACAGAAAAUACAAACGCAUUUGUCAUUAAUCAAGACGAAGACAACACCUUAAAUAGUCUGAGUACAUAUUCUACAGCUACUACAACAAUUUCAGGGGUUACUAAUAAAGAAUCGUCUACUUCAAGUGAAGACGAGAAAGAAAUAUUUGAUUUGACAAGUAAAACCGAGAUAACUACGGAUUUAGCUAUUGAAACACAGUAUACAGAAAUAUCCCUAGAAGACAAAACGACUGAAGUUACUGAAAAUACAGUAAACCCUUUGACUGUCUCUAGUGAAAUUCCAUACGCGCAGAAAAUAGAAAUCACUUCACUUACCACCGAGUCUUAUAAACAUUUAAGUACUGAAGUCCAAUCUCCACAAGUAAUUGAUCCAGACACAGAAGAAAAUACUGCAAGACCACUCAGUAAAAGUGUUAAUGAAACCAAAAAAGCAGAUGUUUUACCUAAAGUCACCACCAACACAGUUAUUGAUGAAAAUAUGCAACAUUCGACAGUUGAAUCUGGUUUUCCAACAGUUACUGACACAUCAUCUUCUUUAUUUUCAUCCGGGUCGAUUGCAUCGCAGGCUACCAACGCAGAAAUCGAUUCUGUAACAGAGUCUUAUUCAGUCCUACUAGGUAACAUUUUAACAAGCACCGGUACAAGUGAAUUUAGUGAUACACAUACUAUGACACCUAAUGAUCUAUCAACUACAGUGGCAUAUAAAUUGUAUGAUACAACCGUGGACCAACAAACUACCAGUCAAACUUUGCACACACAAUCUUUGGCAAGAAAUUCAGAAACAUCCGAUAUAAGUGAAACUACAACACUUCACUCAUUAAGCACUAUUGAAUCGAAUACUGAAUUUGACUCGAUAAAACGUUCAACUAAUUCAGAGGAUUAUGUUGAAAAUAAAACCACAGAUUUUUCUUCCGUAAUCACCAAUAUGGCUAAUGAAGACGUGCAACAUUCAACUGAAAAAGGAACAGUUAAGUCAGUUAUUGAAACAUCCACAACUAUAAAAACUGCAUUAUUUAAAUCACCUGAUUUAUUUGAAUCGUCAACUACAAAUACAGACGCCAAAAUAACUGAACUUACUCACUCAAUAGAUGCUGAUAACUUCACAAUAAUUGGAUAUAACUCUGUAACGGAGCCAUUAACAAAGCCGACAGAUGAAAUUCCUUAUAGCACCGAAACAAAUGAAUUUAGCGAAACUGCAAAGGAACCAAAUGAUGUGACCACAACAGUGGACAAACAAACAACCAGUAAAAAAACACAAUCUUUGUCAACAGAUUCAAAACCGUUUGAUACAACGGAAACUACAACAAGUCAAUCAUUAAGCACUAUCGACUUGCAUAGCGAAUUGGAUUCGACUAAACAUUCAACUUAUUUAGAUGACUUCUAUAUUAGUAAAACCACUAAAUCUAGUCUUGCAGAAGCAGAUUUUACGAUAACUGCUGAAGACAAUGAAUCGCGUGCAACUUUAAUAGAUACAACAACAUAUUUGCCCGAUACACAACCUACAUAUAGCUCUCAGUCGUCUAAAUCUCAUUAUGAUUUUACAUCCACUGAAACAUCGACGAAUUCAGAAGCGUUAGACACAAGUAAGACUACAACAUAUACAUUUACGGAACAAGCGAUAAUUAAAUCAUCAGACAUAUCUGAUACUAAAACAACAGAUCAAUUAACAUUUUCUACAACAGCCGGUAUGGAGGAAACGACUAGUAUUUCGACAGACUUUAAUAGUAUUAGGGACAAUUCAGAUAAAAAUUCAGUCAAUACGGAAGCGUACUCAGAUAUCUCACAUAUAGGUAAAACUACCGCAAUUGAUUAUACAACCAAAAGUGAACAUUCAACGCCGGAAAACAAUUUGUACACGCCUAUGGGACGAACAGAUGAAAUUUCCCAUAUAACUUCUUUGAACGAUAUCACUGAAUCUCUUUCAAUCAAAACAGUCACAGAAGAACUUACCAUAUCAACUAUUUCUAUGGAACCGAAUGGUGAAAGCACAACAAAAUCAUAUUCGACCGAUACAUAUCCUACGCGAUUAAUUACACCAAAAGUAACAAAUAGCUUACCACAAUCAACCAUCCCUUAUGCACUCAAAACGAAUCCUACUCAAAGCACUGUGGAAGAUCUUGAAGAUGUUUCCUAUACUGAUAAAACAUCAAGCAGUUUAACUAUUGACGAUAAGCAAUCUAUAACCACUUCUCUUGCGCAUGACUACACAACGGAAUUACCAAAAAAAAGCGUUAUACAUGAAACCUAUACAGAAAGUAUAUUAUAUAGUGAUUCAGACACAGAAACUUUAACAGAAACCAAUACCGUUACGACGCACGGCGGUAUAACGAAUAAGAACAUAAUAGUUAAUAUAUCAACUGAAAAUUAUUUUACGGAUUAUACUACUACCAGCGAUGACGUGAGGACAAAUGUCUAUAACUUGUCAACCUCUGAUGGUAAUUCCAAAUUAUCGACAACAAAUACUAUACCAAUUCACGAAAUUAAUAAGGAGUACACAAAACCUUGGCAACUAGAUACUACAGAUACCUAUGACUUGCCAGAGACAACGACGGUACUGAAUAAAGAUACAAAAAUAGAGGAAGAACAUAUAACCAGUUAUGACCAACUCAUAACAAAUAUGAAUAAUUCUGCAACAUUAGAUAAUGUCACUAAUUUGUCGACGACAACUGUAAUCUCGACAAAUACGGAUCACGCUAAGCCUUGGGAAGAAAGUACACAAAAAACCUACAACUGGUACGAGACAACGACAAUCUUAAAUACAACUUUCAAAACUGAGACAAUACCCACAACGGGUAAUACGUUUUCCGAGGGCAUAACUGAUGAAUAUGUGCUUGAUGACAUGUCGACCGAGAAUUCUUAUGGAGUUCACACCUCCUCCAACGAUGAUGAUUAUAUCACAAAUAAUGAUAAUAAUAGUGAUUUUUCUACUGAAAAUACUACCCCAAUUUACGCAAAUAAUACAACACAACCGGACUACAAAAUAACCGACACAACUCCGGGUCCAUUAACUGCAAUAAAAAUUGAGCUAACAACUGAAACUAAUACAGCGACUGAACUAACGGGUAAUACAUAUACAAGUCCCUCACACUCAACAACUCCCAACGCUAAUCUAUCAUCACGUAGAAAAGAUGUAGACAUACUAGCUUGGACUGACUCGACUCUAUAUACUGACAUGACUUCUACGGAAACAGCGUAUCCGAGUAAUGACUCUGACAACCUACCUAGCUGUAAAGUGAACUCGAACUGCUCCACGGACAAAACCUGCAUAAACGGACUGUGCCAGAACCCAUGUGCGAUGCAGAGAUUGUGUAUAAUGAACACGCCAUGUAUCGUUGUCGACCAUGUACCCCUGUGCAUGUGCGAUGAGAUCACUGGGAACAACUGCGUAAGAGCAUCACCUGGGACACCUAAGGCACCAGAGCCAUGUCAAUCUGACCGAGACUGUAUACAGACAGAAGCCUGCUUUAUGGGACUGUGCCAAAACCCCUGUGGUUUUAACAAUGUUUGCGGUAUCGGAGCCAAUUGUCACCCUAUCAAGCAAAGACCGAUGUGUUCAUGUCCCGCUGGACAAGACGGAGAUCCUGCUGUUAAAUGUUCACCUAAAAUAACCGGUUGCACUAGAAACGAAGAUUGUCUCAUUACCGAGGCUUGUAUAAAUAAUGCAUGUCAGCUCCCAUGUGCCAUACACAACCCAUGCGUCCCCAAUGCGGCCUGUAUAAAUACGAAUCAUGGCUCCGACUGCAGUUGCAUUCAAGGUUUUCAAGGAAACGGAUAUGUUGGAUGUGUGCCAGUUAUUGACUCAUCGUCAGUAUGUCAGUAUAAUGAAGACUGUCCACCACAUCUGCUGUGCGAUAGAUUAAAUAGAGUCUGCAUUAACCCCUGCUCCGCAAACAAAUGCGGUGAUAACGCCGAAUGCGUCCCUUCGAAUCAUGGUAUUCAAUGCCAGUGUCUUGAAGGAUACACGGGUAACGCUUAUUUGGAAUGUUAUCAAGUACAAGGAUGUAGAUCCGAUAAUGAAUGUGCAAAUUCCGAGGCUUGCAUAAACGGUAAAUGUGAUUCGCCUUGUAGAUGUGGCAUUAAUGCUAUUUGCGAUGUUGUAAACCACCGUGCAUCUUGCAAAUGUCUACCAGGAUACAAUGGAAAUCCCAUGCUAGGAUGUGAUCCUCCAGUAAACCCAUGUAUCCCAAAUCCAUGUGGAAUUAAUGCAUUGUGUGAGAUCGACAAUGGAAAUCCCAUAUGCUACUGUCCUAAAGGAUCGACUGGCAACCCGUUCAAGAAUUGUAUACCAGAAGGCAAUGAAUGUGAGCCCAAUCCCUGUGGGCCAAACUCAGGCUGUCGGUUAAUAGAUAACAAACCAGCUUGUUUCUGUCUUCCAAAUUAUGAAGGAAAUCCCCCUAGACAAACAUGUAGACUACCAAGUAAUCCCUGCAAUCCUUCACCUUGUGGGCCGAAUACACAAUGUACCGUAUUAUCGAAUGGCUUUGCAAAAUGCACUUGCCUACAAGGUUUUGUUGAAAGCCCCAAUACAGUAAGAGGAUGUAUAGAGGCUCGUAAUCCUUGCGAUCCAAACACAUGCGGAUCAGGAGCGCGUUGUGAUCCUAACCGGGCCCCUGCAUGUUACUGCCCUGAAAGUACUAUUGGCAACCCCUACAAAUCUUGUAAUCCUCAAGGAUAUUUGCCACCUGAUAACACUUUAUGCAAUCCAAGCCCUUGUGGUGCGAAUGCUGAUUGUUACGUAAGCAGCAACAGAGAAAUGUGUUUCUGUAAAUCUGGUUACAGUGGAGAUCCAUAUGUUGGUUGCCAAGCUCAACGUAACCCCUGCACACCAAAUCCAUGUGGACCGCAAGCUAUUUGUAAUGUUAACUAUGAUGGUCAAGCUUCUUGUACUUGUGCAGGUGGUAGUACUGGCAAUCCAUACGGUGUUGAAGGCUGUCUUUCUCGAGAAUGCGAAGUAGAUGAUGAGUGCUCCGCUAAUAGAGCUUGCAUUGGAUAUACGUGUAGAGACCCUUGUCCAGGUGCUUGCGGUUUAAAUACUAUAUGCCAUGUUGAAUCCCAUCGUCCAGUGUGCGUAUGUGAAGAUGGACUAAUAGGGAAUCCUUUACUCUGCUGUAUACCUCCAGAAUCUCACAAGGCAAUAUCACCAUGUAACAAGGUGCAGUGCGGCGUUAAUGCAAUUUGCCAGGAUAUUGGAGCUGAAGCUCAGUGCUAUUGCCCAACGGAUUUCAUCGGGGACCCAUAUGUUGAAUGCAAACUAGAAUGUACAAUGAAUUCAGAUUGCCCAUCGAAUGAAGCGUGUGUCAAUAAUAAGUGUGUUGAUCCUUGUUUAACUAAAAAUGUAUGUGGUCUUAAUGCAGUUUGUCUCUGCUCCGAUCACACUGUAUCAUGUUUAUGUCCAGAUGGUUAUAUAGGAGAUCCGUUGGUUCAAUGUACCUAUCGUCCCAUUAUUGUUCCGUCUGAUAACACUACUGCACAGCCAUGUACUCCAAACCCUUGUGAUUCGAACGUUCUAUGUGAUACGUAUGGGAAUCAAUUUGCAAUUUGUGAUAUUUGCUUGGGACCAGACGCUAUCAGUAAUCCAUCAUGCAGGCCAGAAUGUGUCCUUAACUCAGAUUGUGCAUUUGAUAAAGCAUGCUUAAAGAAUAAGUGUGUAGAUCCAUGUCCUGGUUCGUGUGGUAUGAACACCGAUUGUACUGUUUAUCGUCAUGAUCCGAUAUGCCGAUGUAUUAAGGACUUUGAAGGAAAUCCUUAUGAAUAUUGCAAACCCACAACUAGACCUAUUGAAGCAACAACUUGUGACAACAUUCAAUGUGGAGCUAACGCUAUUUGUCUGGAUUCCUAUGGAGUACUGAGUUGCCAAUGCCUACCAAAUUUCUAUGGCAAUCCUCAGUUGUCAUGUCGUCCUGAAUGUGUUGUUAACAGCGACUGCGCUACUAAUCUAGCAUGUCUUAACAAUAAAUGUGAAAAUCCAUGCAAGGAUGUUUGCGGUAUAAGAGCCCAAUGUGAAACUGUUAACCAUCACGCAAUAUGCUACUGCUCACCUGGUGAGACGGGUGAUCCUUAUAUAAGAUGUCAGCCUGUUAUUGAAUUUCCGCCGUCGCACCACGUGUGCGACCCUUCGCCUUGUGGACCAUACAGUCGUUGUCUUGUCUCACCAACCGGAUUCCCAGUUUGCUCGUGUUUGCCGGGCUACAGAGGAGUCGCACCGAUGUGUCAGCCAGAAUGCGUCAGUAACUCAGAUUGUCAACAAACAGAGACAUGUGUCAAUCAGAAAUGCGUCAACCCAUGCCAGGGUAGCUGCGGCGUUAACGCAGAUUGUAUAGUUGUAAAUCAUAAUCCUAUAUGUGCUUGUGGACGUGAUAAGACUGGGGAUCCUUUUGUUGCUUGUGGAGAGAUAGAACCUAAAGAGAUUGUAACUAAAAAUCCUUGUGUGCCUUCUCCUUGCGGCCCUAAUUCCAUAUGUGAAAUUAAAUCGAAUCAUCCUGUCUGCUCAUGUAGCUCGAACUAUAUCGGAACUCCUCCAUUCUGUAGACCGGAAUGUGUAAUAAGCCAAGAAUGCCCCUCUAAUCAAGCAUGCAUAAACGAGAAAUGCGCGGAUCCAUGUGUUGGCGCUUGUGGAAAUAAUGCCAAGUGCGACGUCGUUAACCAUACGCCUCUGUGUAGUUGUCUCGAGGGCUACAGAGGAGACGCGUUUAUUGGAUGUGUUAUAAUAGUUAAAGAACCACCGACACCUUGUAAUCCUUCACCUUGUGGAGAAAAUACUAUAUGCACAGUAGUGAAUGACGUAGCUCGAUGCUCAUGUAUACCACCAAAUAUCGGAAACCCUUACGCAGGUGGUUGUCGACCAGAGUGUACUAUGAACCCAGAUUGUCCCAAUAACUUAGCCUGUUUAUCUAAUCACUGUCGGGAUCCUUGCAAAGACUUAUGUGGAUUAAAUGCUGAAUGCAGUGUCACCAACCAUGUGCCGGUUUGCACUUGUUUCAAAAACUAUGAGGGCGAUCCAUUCUCAUCGUGUCGACCAGUUACUGUAACUCAUCCUCCAUUAAAUCCUUGCGAACCAUCGCCAUGCGGUCCUAACAGUGAAUGCCAAGUGGUGAACCAGCGAGCGGCGUGUUCAUGUCGUGCAGGUUAUCUGGGAUCGCCUCCUGCUUGUCGCCCGGAAUGCUCUGUCAACUCAGACUGCCCAUCUACAAGAGCCUGCAUAAAUCGAAAAUGCAAAGAUCCUUGCAUACACAGCUGUGGUCUUGAUGCCCGCUGUCAUGUAGUUGGGCACAAUCCGAUCUGCACAUGCCCAGAGAACCUGCCGGAAGGCGAUCCGUUCAUUAAAUGUUACUGGAAGAGUAAGCAGUCGCCAUCUCCUCAUCCAGAUCCAUGUUUACCUUCGCCAUGUGGGCCUCAUUCUACGUGUGACAGUGAAAGCGGUCGCGCUGUGUGCGCCUGCGAACCUGGCACCUUAGGCGCGCCACCUUCGUGUCGCCCUCAAUGCGUCAUCAAUCAAGACUGUCCUCUAGCUCUAGCCUGCCUCGCCGGAACUUGUGUCAAUCCAUGCGUUGGCUCUUGCGGAUUCAACGCGCGGUGUACUGUGCAAAAUCAUCAACCUAUUUGUUCCUGCGAUGAUGGAUAUUCCGGUGAUCCAUUUGCUGGCUGCAGUUUCAUUGAAGUUGCAAAAGAGAUACCAAGUCAUCCUUGCAACCCAUCGCCAUGUGGACCCAACGCCAUUUGUCGAGAAAGAAGUGGCGCUGGUUCUUGCACUUGUAUAGAUGAAUUUUACGGAGAUCCAUACCUCGGUUGUCGCCCUGAAUGCGUAAUGAAUACUGAUUGCGCAAGAGACAAAGCCUGCUUUAACAAUAAAUGUGUGGAUCCAUGCCCUGGUACUUGUGGGCAAAACGCUGAAUGUAGAGUGACCAACCACGCGCCUUCAUGUUACUGCUUGACUGGAUAUAUUGGAAACCCUCUUCAUGCAUGUUCUCCUAUUACGAUUUUGCCGGAACCUGUGGAUCCUUGCCACCCUUCACCUUGUGGCCCUUAUAGUACAUGCCGUACAUUUAACGGGCAUGCUGUUUGUACAUGCCUAGAAAAAUGUAUUGGUUCUCCACCAAAUUGUCGGCCUGAAUGUAUUGCCACAUCCGAUUGUCGACCAAACAAAGCGUGUAUCAAUCAAAAAUGCCAAGACCCGUGCCCCGGUAUGUGUGGUAUUAAUGCGCAAUGUCAAGUGGUCAAUCAUAAUCCGAUAUGUAGUUGUUUGAGUGGUUUUACUGGAGAUCCAUUUUCAAGAUGCUACAUUGACGAAAGGCCACCUGCGCCUUCGAUAGAUGUUUGUAUACCAAACCCAUGCGGUCCGCAUUCUCAGUGUAAGGAGAUAAAUGGUGUACCUGUAUGCUCGUGUUUGAAUAACUACGUGGGUCGUCCUCCUAACUGUAGACCAGAGUGUGUUAUUGAUGUUGAAUGUCCUGGAAACCUAGCUUGCCUUGCCGAAAAAUGUAGAGAUCCAUGUCCGGGUUCGUGCGGAGUGCAUGCUACUUGCACUGUUGUUAAGCACGUACCGGUAUGUUCUUGUGAACAAGGAUAUACGGGAGAUCCAUUUUCAGGAUGCUCAUUCAUACCUAAUAUUGAGCCCCAGGUUCAAGAAAGCCCAUGUUAUCGUUCUCCAUGCGGAGCAAACGCUAUCUGUAAAGAAAGAAAUGGUAUUGGAUCCUGCUCAUGCCUUCCAGAAUAUUAUGGAGACCCAUACGUUGAAUGUAGACCGGAAUGUGUAUUAAACUCAGAUUGUCCUAAAGAUAAAGCUUGCUUCAAUAACAAGUGUAAAGAUCCAUGCCCAGGAGUAUGUGGUAUGAACGCUGAAUGCCGUGUGCACAAUCACGCUCCUUCUUGUGCUUGUUUACCAGGAUACGAAGGGAAUCCGUUUUCAUCGUGUUAUAUUGGAAAGAUUGACCCAAUUGACCCUUGUGUACCUUCUCCAUGCGGGCCUUACAGUAUAUGCCGUGUAAACGCUGGUCAUGCAAUAUGUUCAUGUCAAGAGCAGUACUUUGGGUCCCCACCUUCUUGUCGUCCCGAAUGCAUGGUCAGCAGUGAGUGUAUGCCUAAUAAGGCAUGUAAAAAUCAGAGAUGUGCAGAUCCAUGCAUUGGAGCAUGUGGCAAUAAUGCGAAAUGCACUGUUGUAAAUCACAACGCAUUAUGUAGCUGUCCAACAAAUUAUAUCGGGGACCCAUUUGUACAGUGCACUGAAGCACCAAUAUCACAACCAAGACCGCUGGGAAAUCCCUGUGUGCCUUCUCCUUGCGGACCGAAUUCCCAGUGUCGUGUGAUAGGAGAAACGCCUGCGUGUUCUUGUCUGCAAGGAUACAUCGGUAGAGCACCUAAUUGCCGACCUGAAUGUAUAUACGAUGAAGAGUGUCCUAGUAACCUCGCGUGUGUUCGGGAAAAAUGUAUCAAUCCAUGUGCGGGCUCUUGUGGCACGAAUGCAGAAUGUGUUGUAAUAAACCACAAGGCUGUUUGCCAUUGUUGGGAGGGUUACACUGGUGAUCCUUAUGGUGGUUGCCACUUUUUCGUUAUUGUGGCCAGCGAAGAGGAAACAAACCCAUGUUCUCAGUCGCCCUGCGGCCCUAAUGCUGUGUGUACAGAAAGAAAUUCUGCUGGAGCAUGUACAUGUUCUCCUGGGUAUUUCGGAGAUCCAUAUCUCGGGUGUCGACCAGAAUGUGUGACAAAUAAUGAUUGUCCAUGGGAUAAGGCCUGUUCGAAUAAUAAAUGUACGGAUCCAUGCCAAGGAGCCUGUGGCAUUAAUGCGCAAUGUACAGUUGCCCAUCAUAAUCCCGUAUGUUUAUGCCUAGAGGGUUAUGAAGGCAAUCCCGUUGUUUCCUGUCAUCCUCGACUAAUACCGACAACUUCCGAUUUAAAUCCAUGCAUGCCUUCCCCUUGUGGAGCAUACAGCCACUGCAAGGUGGUCGAUGGUCAUGGCGUGUGUUCAUGUCAAGAGGGCUAUGUUGGGUCGCCGCCCACAUGCAGGCCAGAAUGCGUAUCUAGUACAGAUUGUCCUCAGCAUCAAGCAUGCAUUCAACAGAAGUGUAAAGAUCCAUGUCCAGGAACUUGUGGCAUAAACGCUAGAUGUCAAGUUAUUAAUCAUAAUCCUAUUUGCACGUGUAAAGCUGGAUACACUGGUGAUCCAUUCACCUCUUGCCAGUUAGAACCAAAACCUAUGUUUGAGGGGCCUAAAGGAAAUCCAUGCGUACCAUCACCGUGUGGUCCUUAUUCUCAAUGUAAAGUAGUGGGAGAAGCGCCUGCAUGUUCAUGCUUACCAAACUAUAUUGGUAUUGCACCUAAUUGUAGACCGGAAUGUUCUAUCAAUGCGGAAUGCCCUGGUAAUCUUGCAUGCCAAAACGAGCGGUGUAUAGAUCCUUGUCCGGGCUCAUGUGGUUUGAACGCGGACUGUUCCGUAGCCAAUCAUGUAGCAUUAUGUAAUUGUAUAUCAGGUUACACAGGUGAUCCUUUCAGUGGAUGUUCUCGAGUUGAGUAUCCACCUGAACCUUUGCCAAAUCCCUGCAAUCCUUCACCAUGUGGGGCGAAUGCAUUAUGUAAAGAACGGAAUGGAGUUGGAUCUUGUUCUUGCUUGCCAGAAUAUUUCGGAGAUCCGUACACUGGUUGUCGGCCAGAAUGCGUUUCUAAUUCCGAUUGUGAUCGGAACAAAGCUUGCUCAAACAACAGAUGUAAAGAUCCAUGCCCAGGAGCAUGUGGAGUAAACGCUGAAUGUAGAACAGUCAACCAUUCACCUACCUGUACGUGCAUGUCUGGAUAUACCGGAAAUCCGCUUGUUCAAUGUGUUAUAAAAGAACUUGCUCCUGGACGAGAUGAUCACGUAAAACCAUGCCAGCCAUCUCCUUGCGGUCCUAACAGUUUAUGCCGAGAAGUAAACGGUCAUAGCGUAUGCACAUGUGAGAAGGGGUACAUCGGCACACCUCCUACCUGCCGCCCUGAAUGUAUUGUGAGCUCCGAAUGCUCACAAGAUAAGGCAUGUGUCAACAAAAAAUGUAUUGAUCCAUGUCCGAAUGCUUGUGGAUAUAAUGCACGUUGCCAAGUGGUUACACAUAAUCCUAUAUGCAGUUGUACACCUGGAUAUACUGGCGAUCCGUUUGCCAAAUGCGAGUUGGAAGAAAAGAAACCACCUUCAAAUCCAUGUGAACCAACUCCGUGUGGACCAAACUCCGAGUGCCGCAUAAUUGGAGAUCAAGCUGCAUGCUCAUGUAUGCCAAAUUACAUAGGAAGAGUGCCUAAUUGUCGUCCGGAAUGUACUAUUGACGCUGAAUGUCCUAGCAAUACAGCCUGUGUUAAUGAACGCUGUAAAGACCCUUGCCAAGGUGCAUGCGGUCAGAAUGCCCUCUGUUUGACUGUUAAUCAUAGACCUAUAUGUAGUUGUCAACAAGGUUUUACAGGAGAUGCGUCAAGAAAUUGCAUACAAGUUGUGAUAUCAUCUACUGAGAUGACUCCAACAUCGAGUCCAUGCACGCCAUCACCUUGCGGACCAAAUGCGGAAUGUCGGGAACACAACGGGGCUGGUGCUUGCGUUUGCUCGUCAGGGUACGACGGAGAUCCAUAUAGCCCGAACGGCUGCCGCAGGGAAUGUGAGAUCAAUGAUGACUGUGCGCCACAGCUGGCGUGUACACGGUUUAAGUGCAUAGACCCUUGUCCUGGAACUUGCGGCCAAAUGGCUCAGUGCUUAGUCGAAAACCACGUUCCAAUCUGUACUUGUCCAAAAGGCUUCUCUGGUGAUCCGUUUUACCAGUGCAAAGAGUUGACAUAUACUCCCCCUCCAACUCAAAACCCAUGCGAGCCCUCACCUUGUGGACCUAACAGCCAAUGUAGACAAGUCAAUAUGCAAGCGGUAUGUUCAUGUCUUCCAAGCUACGUGGGAUCACCCCCGUCAUGCAAACCGGAGUGUGUUGUGAAUAGUGAAUGUGAUACCUCUAAAGCUUGCAUCAACCAGAAAUGUGAUGACCCUUGUCCUAAUACUUGCGGAUUAAGAGCCCAUUGUCAAGUUAAAAAUCACAAUCCUAUUUGCACGUGUCCAGCAGGAAUGACUGGGGAUCCAUUUACACAAUGUUAUCAAAUCGUUUCGACCACCGAACGGCCACCAUCUUGUACCCCUUCACCUUGUGGUCCUCAUUCCCGCUGCCAAUUGUUGGCUAGUGGACCAGCCUGUUCGUGCUUACCCGGAUAUGUUGGAUCACCACCGAAUUGCCGCCCAGAAUGUACAAUAAAUUCUGAAUGUCCGGCCGAGCUAGCUUGCGUGCGACAAAAAUGUGAAGACCCAUGUCCUGGAUCCUGCGGAGUAGAUGCAAACUGCCAUGUUCUAAAUCAUGUAGCGGUGUGCGUCUGCAAUGAUAGAUUUACAGGCGAUCCUUUCUCAAGAUGUUUGCCAAUUCUCGAAGAACCUACGACCCCUACACCAUUAGACCCAUGUAUCCCUUCGCCUUGUGGUCCAAAUGCUCAAUGUAAUAAUGGAUUUUGCACGUGUUUACCAGAAUACAGUGGCAAUCCUUACGAAUCAUGCAGACCAGAAUGUACUGGUAGUCAAGAAUGUCCAAGAGAUAAAGCCUGCUUCAGAAAUAAAUGUCGAGAUCCAUGCCCAGGAGUGUGUGGUCAAAAUGCGAAAUGUGACGUUAUUAAUCAUAUUCCGUCUUGCUCUUGCAUGGCUGACUUCACCGGUAAUCCAUUUACACACUGUCGCCCAGUUGAAAUUAUUACAGAUAAAAAAGAUCCGUGUCAUCCUUCCCCAUGUGGACCAAACAGCAUUUGUCGAAAUGUUGAUAAUACAGCUGUUUGCGCGUGUAUUGAAGGAUUCCAAGGAUCCCCGCCAUCAUGCCGACCGGAAUGCAUUAUAAGCUCAGAGUGCGCUUCUACUAAGGCAUGCGUCAAUCAAAAAUGCAUAAAUCCUUGUAUUAAUUCUUGUGGCCAUGCUGCUAGGUGUGAGGUGAUAAAUCACAGCCCAAUAUGCAGUUGUAAUCCUGGUCAAACUGGGGACCCAUUUAAGGGCUGCUACGAAAUUAUAAUUCCACCGUCUGACCAAAUUGAUGUAUGCCACCCUUCACCGUGUGGACCAAAUGCUUUAUGUAUGGACAGAGAUGGAAAACCUAACUGUAAAUGCAUUGAUAACUAUAUCGGACAGCCACCAAAUUGCAGGCCAGAAUGUGUUAUUAAUCCGGACUGUCCUUCGAAUCAAGCGUGUGUUCGUAACAAGUGUAUAGAUCCAUGCCCAGGCUCCUGUGGAGUAAAUGCUGAAUGUAAUGUUGUGAGCCACACUGUUUCAUGCAGUUGUAAGGAGAAAUUUACUGGCAACCCCUUCCUACAAUGUUUCCCCGAAAAAGAAACUGAACGUCGGCCGUGCGAUCCAUCGCCAUGCGGAGCUAAUGCGGUAUGCACUCAGCGUGAUGGCGCUGGAGCUUGCUCAUGCUUAGAAGGUUAUUUUGGCAAUCCAUACGAAGGAUGUCGUCCAGAAUGCGUUCUGAGUUCAGAUUGUUCAGCGGAUAAGGCGUGUAUUCGAAACAAAUGUGCAGAUCCUUGUCCCGGAAUUUGUGGUUCUAACGCCGAAUGCAGUGUCAUAAACCACGUUCCAUCUUGUGCGUGUGUUAAGGGCUAUACCGGGAAUCCGUUUGAACAGUGUGCGAAGACUGAAGAAGGCCCAAUUAGACCAUGCCAACCAUCACCAUGCGGUCCCAACAGUAUUUGUAGAGAAAACGGUGGUCUAGCUUCUUGCGAAUGUCUUCCUGAUUACAGGGGUGCACCACCAGAUUGUCGGCCUGAAUGUACAGUAAGCAAUGAAUGUCCAUCAGAUCGUGCAUGUCAUAAGUUAAAAUGUGCCGAUCCAUGCCGAGGCACUUGCGGUCUAGGUGCACACUGUCAAGUCAUCAAUCACAGUCCUUUAUGCAGCUGUCCAGCGGGAACUACAGGAGAUGCAUUCAUUAGAUGUGUAGAACCCAUUGAAGACCAACCACCCCCACCAACACAGCCGUGUUAUCCAAAUCCGUGUGGACCUUAUAGUGAAUGCCGUGUACUUAAUGGUAAUCCAUCCUGCUCCUGCUUGCAAGGAUAUAUAGGCGGACCACCUAACUGCCGACCAGAAUGUCUAGUUAAUACUGACUGCCCUUCACACCAGGCAUGCAUCGCUGAAAAAUGCACUAAUCCAUGUGAGGGUUCCUGUGGAUUUAGAGCCGAAUGCAGAGUUCACGAUCACAUACCAAUAUGUAGUUGCCCAACAGGCUUUUCUGGAGAUCCGUUUAUACAGUGCUCUGAAUUUGUUAAUCCAACUCCUGCACCAGAUCUUUGCAAUCCAUCCCCCUGUGGAACAAAUGCAAUUUGUGAUGCCGGUAUCUGUACGUGUACUACUGGAUACUUUGGAGAUCCUUACGUAGGAUGUCGAUUAGAAUGCAGCACUAAUGGUGAAUGUUCUCCUACACGUACAUGUCAGGGAGGCAAAUGCGUGGAUCCAUGCCCUGGAGCUUGUGGAACUCGUGCUGUUUGUUCUGUCAAUAAUCACAUACCAUCUUGCUCUUGCCCACCCGGUACAUCCGGAGAUCCGUUUUCAUUCUGUACAGAAACGCGACAACCACCAGGGCCUCCACAAUCACCAUGUUCGCCGUCCCCUUGCGGUCCAUAUAGCGAAUGUAGUGUUAGUAGUAAUGGGGCUGCUGCAUGUUCGUGCCGUCCCGGGCACGUGGGCUCACCACCAUCUUGUCGGCCUGAGUGCCUCGUGAGUGCCGAGUGCAAGUUGCAGUUGGCGUGUAUUGACCGUAGAUGUCGCGAUCCUUGCGAUGGCGCUUGUGGACGUGGUGCUCGAUGUCAAGUCGUAGCACAUUCACCAAUUUGCACUUGCCACGAUGGGUUAACUGGCGAUCCGUUUACAUACUGCUAUCCUGCACCAGUGAGUGUACCACCGGAAGACCCAGAGCCAUGUCAGCCAUCGCCUUGUGGACCAAAUUCAAUAUGUAUAAAAUCAGGAGAAACACCGGCUUGCAGUUGCCAACCAGGAUUCAUAGGAACUCCACCAAAUUGCCGACCUGAAUGUACAAUCAGUGCCGAAUGUCCAGCGGCUCUUGCCUGUGUGAAUCAGCGAUGCAAGGAUCCGUGCGUGCAAGCAUGUGGCCCAAGAGCUGUAUGCUCAGUGGUAGAUCACCGUGCUUCUUGUGUCUGCGAACCUGGCUUCGAAGGAGACCCAUUCCAGGGUUGUACACCACCACGAGCUCCUCCUAUGAAUGAAUAUCUCAAUCCCUGUGAACCUUCUCCUUGUGGGGCAAACGCUCAGUGCAAGGUACAAGGAAAUGCGGGAUCUUGUACAUGCCUAAAUGAUUACACCGGAGAUCCAUAUCAAGGUUGCAGACCUGAAUGCGUAGCUGACUCUGAUUGUCCUUUAACGUCCGCAUGUACCAAAAACAAAUGCACUGACCCAUGUCCUGGAGUGUGUGGAUAUAACUCAGAAUGCUAUGUAACAAAUCAUAAACCUGUAUGCCAAUGUAACGCAGGUUAUACAGGAAACCCAUUUUCAAUGUGUUCCCUGAUACCGGAUCGUGACAUACAAGCAAUAGACAAAUGUAGUCCAUCUCCGUGCGGCGCUAAUGCGAUUUGUAAAGAAGUUAAUGGACAGCCUGUGUGCUCAUGUUUAACGAACUAUAUAGGAAGUCCUCCGAACUGUAAACCAGAAUGUGUUGUGAAUUCGGAGUGUAAAACAAACAGAGCAUGUGUUAAUCAAAGAUGUGUAAAUCCUUGCCCGAAGCCUUGUGGGCAAAAUACAGAUUGUAAAGUAAUAAAUCAUAGUCCAGUAUGUUCAUGUCGUCCCGGAUACUCUGGAAAUCCGUUCAUGGCAUGUGUGGCUGUGUCAUACAAUCCACCGAAUUACCCGCCAACAGACCCAUGUAUUCCGUCACCAUGUGGGCCUUAUGCAGAAUGCCGCAGUAUCAAUGGUUUACCUUCGUGUACUUGUUUGCCUUCGUACACCGGCUCACCACCAUUCUGUAAGGCGGAAUGUGUCAUAAAUUCUGACUGCCCCAGUGACAAGGCUUGUGUAGCUGAAAAAUGCCGAAAUCCUUGUGAAGGCUCAUGUGGUCUCUAUGCAGAUUGCUUUGUUAACAAUCAUGUACCAGUAUGCUUGUGCCCAGAUGGAUAUUCUGGAGAUCCAUUCCAACAAUGCACAUUAAAACCAAUUCAAGAUGUAACCUCAUCACAUCCAUUCAAUCCAUGUGAACCGAGCCCGUGCGGUCCAAAUACCUUAUGCAACAAUGGAAUUUGUUCAUGUGUGACAGGUUAUCAUGGGGAUCCCAAUUUAGGGUGUCGUCCAGAAUGUGUUUAUAAUACAGAUUGUCCUUCUGCGAAGGCAUGCCAAAACAACAAAUGCGUUAAUCCGUGUAUCGGAACUUGCGGAACGAAUGCAGUUUGCGAAGUCCUUAACCAUAUACCAAUGUGCACUUGCAUGAAAGGUAUGAGUGGAAACGCGUUCGUGGAAUGUAGACAAACGCUAGUUGCACCGGCAAAUCCAUGUAAUCCAUCGCCAUGUGGACCUAACAGCCAAUGUCGUCAAGCAAAUGGACAAGCUAUAUGCUCUUGCGUGCCUGGUUUUAGAGGAAGUCCUCCAACUUGCAAACCAGAAUGUGUAGUCAGCUCUGAAUGUUCUCUGAAAGAAGCUUGCAACAAUCAAAAAUGCGUUAAUCCAUGUAUCGGAGCUUGUGGAGUUGCAGCAGUUUGUGAUGUUAUCAAUCACAAUCCUAUUUGUACAUGCCCGCCAUCAUUUUCAGGCGAUCCAUUCAUUAGAUGUACAAUUCGAUUGGCAACCGAGGUUGAAGUUAAUCCAUGUGAACCGUCACCUUGUGGACCUAAUUCCGUCUGCAAAAUUACGGGAAACAGCUUUAUAUGUGCGUGUAAACCUGAAUUCAAGGGUAUUCCACCUUAUUGCCGACCAGAAUGUAUCAGUAACAGCGAAUGUGCUUACAAUCUCGCAUGCCAGAAUCAAAAGUGUGUGGAUCCUUGUAUCGGUACUUGUGGCGCAAAUGCAGAAUGCCGGGUUGUGAGCCAUGCACCUAUGUGUAUAUGCCAACUGGGUUAUAUCGGUGAUCCAUUUUCAUACUGCAGUCCUCAGACACUACCAGACACUACAGAAGUAUUAACGCCAUGUAGCCCUAGUCCAUGUGGGUCUAAUGCCCGCUGCAGAGAGCAGAAUGGCGUUGGCGCAUGUCAGUGCUUAGAUGGCUAUUCCGGUAAUCCAUAUGAGGGGUGUAGACCAGAGUGUGUUGUAAAUUCAGAUUGUCCACUCAAUAGGGCUUGUUCUGGUAUGAAAUGUGUAGAUCCCUGUCCGGGUACAUGUGGAUUGAAUAGUUUCUGUCAAGUAACUAAUCAUAUGCCGAUCUGUACUUGCCAACAAGGUUACACCGGGAACCCAUUUAGCCACUGCACAAUCGUAGUGGAAUCACCUCCAUCAGAAAUUUCUCCUUGUAAUCCUUCACCAUGCGGAGCCAACAGCCAAUGCAAAGAUAUAAACAGACAAGCAGUUUGCUCUUGUUUACCAAACUUUGCUGGAUCACCUCCAAAUUGUCGACCAGAAUGUGUCGUUAGCUCCGAAUGCCCGUCAAACAUGGCGUGCGUGAAUCAAAAAUGCUCCAACCCCUGUGUUUCCGCGUGUGGUGAAAAUGCCAACUGCAAUGUCAUCAACCAUAGUCCCAUCUGUGUAUGCAAGCAAGGCUUGACAGGGAAUCCAUUCACUAGAUGUUAUCCAUUGAUAGUAUCACAACCACCACUUCCACCUGCGAGUCGCGACCCAUGUCUGCCGUCGCCUUGUGGUUUAUAUGCAGAGUGUCGUGUUAUUGGAGGCGCUCCCUCGUGCGCAUGUCAACCAACUUAUACCGGAAAUCCACCCAACUGUAGACCAGAAUGCACAAUGAACUCAGAGUGCUCAAGUAACCUAGCGUGCAUGAAUGAGAAAUGCCGUGAUCCUUGUCCGGGAGCUUGUGGCCUCAACGCUGAAUGUACUGUAUACAACCACAUAGCUCAAUGUGGUUGCUUGGAGCGAUAUUCGGGUGAUCCAUUUAUCCAAUGCUUGUUAAUGCCAGAAAGUGAUGAUACCUUUGAUGCCAACCCCUGUAACCCGUCGCCAUGCGGGCCAAACGCAGAAUGCAACAAUGGCAUCUGUACAUGUAUUGCAAAUUAUCAGGGUGACCCAUACUUUGGAUGUAGACCAGAAUGUCUUAUGAGUAGCGAUUGUCCCCAGACCAAAGCUUGUGUACAAAAUAAAUGCGUAGAUCCUUGCGUUAGCACAUGUGGCCGUAAUGCAAUAUGCAAUGUGUAUAAUCAUAUACCGAUGUGCACAUGUUUGCAAGGAUUUUCUGGGAAUGCUUUCUUAGAAUGCAGACCUGUGAUUGUCACUAACAUUGUAGAACCAUGUAACCCAUCACCUUGUGGGCCCAACAGCCAAUGUAGAAGUAUAAAUGGUCAAGCUAUAUGUUCAUGCGUUCAGGGAUACCGAGGAGCGCCACCAACUUGUAGACCAGAAUGUGUUACUAGUGCAGAAUGUAGCCUUAAUCAAGCCUGCUCUAAUCAGCUUUGCAUUGAUCCAUGUAAAGGAACUUGCGGAAUUUCAGCACAAUGUCAGGUUAUAAAUCAUAAUCCUAUCUGCACUUGCCCUUCUGGUUUAACAGGGGAUCCAUUUUCAAGAUGUGUGAUUAGGGAAGAGGUACCGCCGCCAUAUGUGAAUCCGUGCGAGCCAUCACCGUGCGGCCCUAAUUCUAUAUGUAAAGAAAUCAGUGGUUCUCCGUCCUGUGCUUGCCAAGACAAUUUUAUGGGUUCCCCACCAAAUUGUCGGCCUGAAUGCAUUGCUAAUUCAGAAUGCCCAAAUCAAUUGGCUUGUAUUAAUAAUAAAUGCAAGGAUCCUUGCCCUGGUUCUUGUGGAACAGGUGCAGAAUGUCAAGUGAUCAGUCACGCUCCGCAAUGUUUGUGUCCGCCAGGCUUUACAGGAGACGCUUUUAUAGCAUGCAGAAUUCUAGACACUCCUCUACUACCUUGUUCACCCUCACCGUGUGGAGCUAAUGCCGUAUGUAAAGAGCAACGAGGUGCUGGAGCAUGUAUAUGUCUACCCGAGUAUUUCGGUAAUCCGUACGAAGGUUGUCGGCCUGAAUGCGUGGUAAAUUCAGAUUGUGCCACCAACUUAGCAUGUAUUCAAAAUAAAUGUAAAAAUCCUUGCAACAACAAUUGUGGCUUUAAUGCGCAAUGUAAUGUUGUCAAUCAUGUGCCAACAUGUGAAUGUAAUUAUGGCUUAAUUGGCAACCCUUAUCAACAGUGUUACGAAAAAAUCCAAGAUACACCCGCUAUUCAAAAAAAUCCUUGCGUACCGUCACCAUGUGGACCGAACAGCAUAUGUAAAGUGUCCAACGAUCAAGCAGUGUGCACAUGCAAUCCAGGAUAUUUAGGAACACCGCCUGCAUGUAGGCCAGAAUGCGUCACAAGCUCUGAGUGUAACCAGCAGCAAGCGUGCAUAAGACAGAAAUGUACCAACCCAUGCACCGGCGUUUGUGGACUUAACACAGAAUGCAAAGUUAUAAAUCACAGCCCUAUUUGUUCCUGUCAACCAACCUAUACCGGUGAUCCGUUCAGUCGAUGUUAUCAAAUUCCAACUGCAGAUGUCAUUGUUCCAAGCAAUCCAUGUAUGCCUUCACCGUGUGGUCCUUUCUCUGAAUGCCAAGAUGUUAACGGCGUGCCGUCAUGCGCUUGUUUGCCACGAUACACUGGAAGUCCUCCGAAUUGUCGCCCUGAGUGCACACUUAAUUCUGAUUGUGCAAGUGACAAAGCUUGCAUUAACGAAAGAUGCGUGGAUCCCUGUCCAGGCUCAUGUGGCAUAAAUGCAAUCUGCAGAGUCCAAAGUCACUUAGCAAUUUGUACUUGUAUAGAAAACUACGAAGGCGAUCCCUUCAAUGAAUGUUCUGUCAAAGUGCAAAAUGAUCUUGUACCAAAUGAUCCGUGCAACCCUUCUCCCUGUGGUUCUAACACUCUUUGUAAUAAUGGAAUAUGUACCUGCAUAGCAGAAUACAAUGGUGAUCCUUACUUCGGAUGUCGCCCUGAAUGUACCAUCAGCUCUGAUUGUCCAAUGGAUAAAACAUGUGUCCGAAACCGUUGUGUCGAUCCAUGUGUUAAUACGUGCGGUACAAAUGCGCUUUGUCAAGUGGUUACUCACAUGGCGGUCUGCUCAUGUCCACCUCAAAUGACAGGAAAUGCUUUUGUACAAUGUGAUCCUGUUAAAGCACAACCACCCAAAAACCCAUGCCAACCUUCACCCUGUGGCCCUAACAGCCAAUGCAGAGUAUUUAGUGAUCAAGCAGUGUGCUCAUGUUUACUUGGUUACCGAGGUGCACCACCUUCGUGCCGGCCUGAAUGCGUUUCCAGUUCCGAUUGCCCACUUGACAAGGCCUGUAGCAACCAGAAAUGCAUAAAUCCUUGUCAAGGCACAUGUGGAGUGGGUGCUCAGUGCCAAGUGAUUAAUCACAAUCCCAUAUGUUCCUGCCCAUCAUCCAUGACGGGUGAUGCUUUUACAAGAUGCAUACCGAUGCCGGCUCAACCACCAUUGCCUAUCAACCCCUGCCAGCCAUCACCGUGUGGUCCCAAUUCCAUAUGUCAGCAAACUGGUGGAAAUAUACCGUCUUGUCAAUGCAUGCCCGCAUUUAUUGGAACACCGCCAAACUGUCGUCCUGAAUGUAUUGCUAACAGCGAAUGCGUUCCACAAAUGGCGUGCAUUAACAGAAAAUGCCAAAACCCAUGUUUAAGUGCCUGCGGAAUAAACGCAGAAUGUCAAGUUGUUAGUCACACAUCUAUAUGUAUAUGUCCGGAGGGCUAUUAUGGCGACGCGGCAGUGCAGUGUACUCCUCAGUCAUUGAUACCAGUGGUUCAGUUAUCUCCUUGUUCUCCUUCUCCGUGUGGGCCCAAUGCUGAAUGUAGAGAGCGUUUAGGUGCUGGUGCCUGUGUUUGCAUUACAGGGUACUUCGGUGACCCAUAUGAAGGAUGCCGUCCCGAAUGUGUCGUAAGCACGGACUGUCCGAGCCACAGAGCUUGCACUAGAAAUAAAUGUAUAGACCCAUGUCCGGGAACUUGUGCACCGAAUGCUGAAUGCCAAGUCGUAAACCACUUGCCGUUGUGUACAUGCCCGUCUGGCUUUACCGGUGACCCUUUCAGACAAUGUGUCCGACAAUCUGUGGUAAACUUACCUCCUCCAACUCCAUGUCAACCUUCUCCAUGUGGGCCUAAUAGUCAAUGUCGCGUAACAAAUGGCCAGAGCGUGUGUUCUUGUUUACCUGAAUACAGAGGUUAUCCUCCAAAUUGUAGACCAGAGUGCGUAGUGAAUUCAGAAUGUCCGUCUGACAAAACAUGUAGAAAUCAGAAAUGUGAAUCACCUUGUCCGGGACCGUGUGGAAUAAACGCAGAUUGCAGAGUUGUAAACCACAGCCCAAUAUGCACGUGCCAAAAUAAGUACACGGGAGAUCCAUUCUCUAGAUGUUACUUGUUCACAGCACCGGCAAUAUUCACGCCUGAGCAAGAUCCAUGCGUACCCUCACCGUGCGGCCCCAAUUCGCUGUGUAGAAAUUUGAAUGGUAUUCCUUCAUGCUCGUGUUUACCAAAUUUUGAAGGCAGUCCUCCUAACUGCAAGCCCGAGUGCACAAUUAAUGAAGAAUGUCCCAGUAACCUAGCAUGUACCAACCAGAAAUGUAGGGAUCCAUGUCCUGGCUCAUGCGGUCUAAACGCAAUAUGCCAGGUCGUCAAUCAUUUUUCGGUUUGCUCGUGCAACCAAGGGUAUACAGGAAAUGCUUUUACGCAAUGUAAUCCCAUUCCCGUUCAAGAACAUGAUGAUCCAUGCAAUCCUUCGCCGUGUGGUGCAAAUGCAGUAUGCUCAAACGGCCAAUGCAGCUGUAUCGCGGAAUUCCGUGGCGAUCCUUACGUGGGAUGCAGGCCCGAAUGCAUGCAGAGCUCGGACUGUGAGAAAAAUUUGGCUUGUUUGAAAAAUAAAUGUAAGGAUCCCUGCCCUGGCACCUGCGCUGUUAACGCUAUAUGCACUGUGGUUAACCAUAUACCGAUGUGCUCUUGUCCUGACAGAAUGACUGGAAACGCACUUGUAGAUUGUCGACCUGUUUUAGAACCCGUUAUUACAAAUCCCUGUCAACCAUCCCCGUGUGGACCAAACAGUCUGUGCAGGAAUGUAAAUGGGCAAGCCGCCUGCUCGUGCGCUCCGAACAACAUUGGGUCACCUCCUUCUUGUCGCCCGGAAUGUAUCAUUAGCGCUGAGUGUACACUCAACCAAGCUUGUAGUAAUCAGCGUUGUGUCAAUCCGUGCAUUGGAUCCUGUGGAGUAAAUGCAGAAUGUAAAGUUGUGAACCACAAUCCAAUUUGCUCAUGUCCCGCAACCUACACAGGGAAUCCGUUCUCUCGAUGCUUUAAAACAACGUAAGUAAUAAAAACCGAACAAAUACCAGAGCCCGUUAAUCCAUGCACACCAUCACUAUGCGGACCUUAUUCUUUAUGCAAAGAAGUUAAUGGAGCACCAUCAUGCACCUGCUUAGACGGUUACCAGGGGUCAGCCCCGUAUUGUCGACCUGAGUGUAUCAGCAGCGAAGAAUGUUCCCUACACCUGUCAUGCAUAAAUAACAAAUGUGAAAAUCCAUGUGAGGGCGUUUGUGGUUCCCAUGCCGAAUGUAGAGUUGUCAGUCAUUCGCCUAAUUGUAUAUGUCCGUUCGAAUAUACGGGAGAUCCGUUUGUGGCAUGUCACCCAACUCCACUUCAAAUCGAGCCUCCUGCAACUCCCUGCUCACCUUCACCUUGUGGUGUAAAUGCCGUUUGCAGAGAAAGAAAUAGUGCCGGAUCAUGUUCCUGCUUAGAAGGUUAUAUUGGGAACCCGUAUGAAGGCUGUCGUCCAGAAUGCGUUGUUAAUACUGACUGUCCACUAAAUGAAGCAUGCUUAAACAAUAAAUGUGCUGACCCAUGCCCGGGCACCUGCGGCACGAAUGCAGAUUGUCAAGUGGUGAAUCACUCCCCUCUAUGCACAUGCAUAAGUAGUUACACGGGGGAUCCAUUUAGGUACUGCGUUUAUCAGGAACCCCACGUGCCACCACCAAAGGUUGAUGUUUGUUAUCCAUCGCCUUGCGGGCCCAACAGUCAAUGUAAAUCAGUUAACAAUCAGGCUGUAUGUUCCUGUCUGCGGGAGUAUGUGGGUUCACCACCUAAUUGCCGACCUGAAUGCGUCGUUAGCACAGAGUGCCCGCACGAUAAGGCGUGUGUCAACAACAAGUGCAUAAACCCAUGCCCAAAACCAUGUGGAGUCAAAGCUAACUGCAAAGUGGUUAACCAUAGCCCUAUAUGCUCUUGUAAAGCAUCUUACACAGGAGACCCGUUUACAAUUUGCACUUUUGUCCAAUAUGAUGUCCAACCACCAGUUUCUGAUAAUCCUUGCGUUCCAUCUCCUUGUGGUCCUAAUGCAGAAUGUCGUAACAUACAAAAUACGCCAUCGUGCUCGUGUAUGGACAACUUUAUUGGUAGUCCACCCAACUGCAGACCUGAAUGUACUAUCCAUUCUGAUUGUCAAAGUGAUCGUGCGUGUAUGAACUCAAAAUGUCAAGAUCCUUGCCCGGGAGCUUGCGGAGUCUACGCCACAUGCAAUGUCCUAAAUCAUAUUCCUAUAUGUACCUGCAAAGAAGGAUACAUUGGAGAUCCAUUCACGAGCUGCAGAGUAAAGCCUUUGGAAGAAAAACCUCUUAUCACCGAUGCUUGUGCUAACGUGCGUUGCGGUUCAAACGCAGAGUGCGUAAGCGGUCAGUGCCAAUGUUUACCACAAUUUCAUGGAGACCCUUACUUUAACUGCCGUCCUGAGUGUGUUUAUAGCACCGAUUGUGACCAAAACAAAGCUUGUGUUCAGAGAAAAUGUGUCGACCCUUGUGUUGGUGCUUGUGGCCAAAAUGCCAUAUGUACUGUAGUAAACCAUAUCCCCAUGUGCAGCUGCAACAAUGGUUUCACUGGCAAUGCAUUUGUACUUUGCAACCCAAUGAGAGCACCAUCGGUGGAAAAUCCAUGUAGUACGGCAGUUUGUGGACCAAAUAGUCAAUGCAGGGAAAUAAACAAUCAAGCUGUUUGUUCUUGUCUGCCUUCGUACCUAGGCAUCCCGCCAGCCUGCAGGCCCGAAUGUGUAGUAAAUUCGGAGUGCUUACAGAACCAAGCCUGUAUGGGACAGAAAUGUGUAGAUCCAUGCAUUGGAGCUUGUGGGCUAAGAGCAAUUUGCAAAGUUAUAAAUCACAAUCCUGUAUGCACAUGCCCACCAUCAUACUCAGGCGAUCCAUUUGUACAGUGUACUUUAGUGUUCAGUACGCCUGAGGUUGUGAACCCAUGUCAACCGUCGCCUUGUGGCCCUAAUUCAAUAUGCCAGGAAGUUAAUGAAAGUCCAUCGUGUAUAUGUAUGCCUAAUUACAAGGGCCAACCACCCUACUGUAGACCAGAAUGUAUUAGCAAUAGUGAAUGUGCGUCACACUUGGCAUGUGUUAAUCAGAAAUGCAGAGAUCCAUGUGUUGGGGCCUGUGGAUCGAAUGCUGAAUGUAGAGUUGUCAGCCAUUCAGCAAUGUGCGUAUGUACACAAGGUUACAUUGGUGAUCCCUUCUCUCAAUGCACGUUGCAACCCUCAAUUGAAAUAUUAAGACCUUGCACGCCCUCGCCUUGCGGUUCGAAUGCAGUAUGCAAGGAACAAAAUAAUGUGGGCUCAUGUAUGUGCAAUGAAGGCUAUUUUGGAAACCCAUACGAAGGAUGUCGUCCAGAAUGCGUGACUAAUUCUGACUGUCCCGGAAAUAAAGCUUGUAUUGGAAACAAGUGCCAAGAUCCAUGCCCCGGCACAUGUGGAAUUAAUGCGGAAUGUUCAGUCAUUAAUCAUUCUCCUAAUUGCGUUUGUAUUGCGGGAUACACUGGUAAUGCUUUACGCAUCUGUAAUAUUUCUCCUCAAGAUACACCUAUAAGAAACGUAUGCUCCCCUAGCCCAUGCGGACUGAACAGCCAAUGUCGCGAUAUUAAUAAUCAGGCUGUUUGUAGUUGUUUACCCGACUACACCGGCGAACCGCCUUCUUGCAAACCUGAAUGUUUAUUAAGCUCUGAUUGUGCAUCAGAUAGAGCGUGCAUCAAUAAAAAAUGCGUCAAUCCUUGUCCUGGACCUUGUGGCCAGAAAGCAGAAUGCAGAGUAUUCAACCAUAAUCCUAUUUGUAGCUGUUUAUCAGGAUUUACUGGAGACCCAUUUACAAGGUGUUAUGCAAAGCCAGUGCACACACAGCCGACGGUCGCGGAAAGAGACCCGUGCGUACCUUCACCUUGUGGUAUAUAUGCAACUUGUCGCAACAAUGGCGGGCAAGCAUCUUGCUCGUGUUCUCCAGGAUACUUUGGAAGCCCUCCCAACUGCCGGCCAGAGUGCGUUACCAAUCAAGAUUGCGUUAGUUCUCUUGCGUGCAUUAACGAAAAAUGCAGAAAUCCUUGUCUUGGAGCAUGCGGGCAAAACGCACGUUGUUCCGUUUUAAAUCACAUUUCUAUGUGCACAUGUAUAGAAGGAUUCAAAGGCGAUCCUUUCAGUGCUUGCUAUAUGAUACAAGAAGAUCCUACACCAACGGAUUUAUGUAUUCCAUCGCCUUGUGGUUCAAAUGCAGAGUGUAAUAAUGGAAAUUGUAGAUGUUUACCUGAAUACGAUGGAGAUCCUUAUAUUGGUUGUCGGCCACAGUGUACCAUAAGUACGGACUGUCAAAGAAACCAAAUUUGUAUCAACAAAAAAUGUGUAAAUCCAUGCCCCGAUACUUGUGGUAGCAACGCAAUAUGCGAAGUCAUCAACCAUGUACCCAUGUGCAGUUGUCCACCAGGUUUCACUGGAAACUCGUUCGUUACAUGUAAUGCUGUUCAAACGCCAUUACCAACAAUGCCAUGUAAUCCGAGUCCUUGCGGUCCGAAUAGUCAAUGCCGGGACAUAAAUAACGUUGCGGUUUGCUCUUGUCUCCCUGGCUUUUCGGGUAAUCCUCCCACAUGCAGGCCCGAGUGCACAACAAGCGCGGAAUGCCCAUUGAACAAGGCUUGUAACAACUACAGAUGUUUGAAUCCAUGCAUCGGAGCUUGUGGUAUACGAGCACAUUGCCAAGUUGUCAACCAUAAUCCCAUUUGUUCUUGUCCAAACGAACUCACGGGAGACCCAUUCUCCAGGUGUAUCCCGAGACCACUCGAAAUCCCACCUCAAGUUAAUCCAUGCCAGCCUUCACCGUGUGGGCCCAACGCAGUUUGUCAAACUAUAAAUGAUUCACCAUCGUGUUCUUGUCUGUCACAAUUUAUCGGAUUACCACCCAAUUGUCGCCCCGAAUGCUCUAGCAACAGCGAGUGCUCUAAUAAUUUAGCGUGUAUUAAUAAUAAGUGCGCUGAUCCUUGCAUAGGUGCGUGUGGUAAGAUGGCUGAAUGUAGGGUUGUUAGUCAUACGCCGAACUGUGUGUGCCCUCAAGGAUAUAUGGGUGAUCCAUUUGUUUUGUGCCGUGUGCAAAUUGAUAUUGAACAACCGUCGCAGCCCUGUACUCCGUCACCUUGCGGAAGCAAUGCGGUGUGUAAGGAACGAAAUAACGCUGCUUCGUGUGUUUGUGCAUCAGGAUAUUUUGGAAACCCUUACGAAGGAUGUCGACCUGAAUGCUCUGUUAAUACCGACUGUCCAUCUAAUAGAAUAUGCCAGCAAAACAAAUGUCGAGAUCCUUGCCCUGGCACUUGUGGAGUAAAUGCCCAAUGUCAAACGAUUAAUCAUUCUCCGACUUGUACCUGCUUGCAAGGAUUUACUGGAAACCCAUUCCAAAAUUGCGCCCCGAUACAACCUGAAGAACACAUAAAUCCUUGUUCUCCAUCCCCGUGUGGUCCAAACAGUGCCUGCAAAGUAAUAAACGAUCAAGCUGUUUGCUCUUGCAAGCCCGAAUAUCAGGGAUCUCCACCAAAUUGCAGACCGGAAUGCAUUAUCAGUGCCGAAUGUCCGACAAAUAUGGCGUGUCUUCAUCAGAAAUGUACAGAUCCUUGCAUAGGCCAAUGCGGACAGAAUGCUAGAUGUCAUGUUAUAAACCAUAGUCCUAUAUGUUCCUGCAUUGACCGAUAUACCGGUGAUCCUUUCAGCCGCUGCUACUUAAUGACUGUUCCGGUGGAAUUUAAACCCCAGGAUCCAUGCUUACCUUCACCUUGCGGACCAUUCAGUCAGUGUAGAGAUAUAGGUGGUAUCCCGUCAUGCACUUGUUUGCCUACCUAUAUAGGCGCUCCACCGCAAUGUCGACCCGAGUGUACAAUUAAUUCGGAUUGUCCUAGUGAUACAGCAUGCAUCAAUAAAAAAUGCAGAGACCCUUGCCCAGGAUUAUGUGGCCUAAAUGCACGUUGUACAAUUAAAAACCACACUCCCAUAUGUACGUGCAUCGAUAAUUAUGUCGGCGAUGCCUUCACUGAAUGUAAAUUACAAGUUCCAUCUCAGGACGAAAUUGACCCUUGCAAUCCUUCACCUUGUGGAGCAAAUGCAGUAUGCAAUAACGGAGUGUGCACAUGUAUCCCGGAAUAUCAAGGAGAUCCAUACUUUGAAUGUCACCCUGAAUGCAUUUUGAGUUCUGAUUGUUCUCAAGACAAAGCAUGUAUGCGUAACAAAUGCGUUAAUCCGUGUAAUAGUGGUAUAUGCGCGACCAAUGCAAUAUGUGAAGUUAUCGGACAUAUACCGAUGUGCCGAUGUCCUGAAGCUAUGACUGGGAAUGCGUUUAUUCAAUGCACACCCAUAGAAGUUGUUAGGCCAGAGCCGUGCCAACCCAGCCCUUGUGGGCCUAAUAGUCAGUGCCGCAAUAUUAACGGACAACCAGUGUGCUCUUGCAUAACAGGAUUUAUCGGAAGUCCGCCAUCAUGCAGACCUGAGUGUACUGUAAGCUCCGAUUGCUUACCUGACGAAGCCUGUAGUAACAAUAAAUGUAUUAAGCCAUGUCAAGGCGCUUGUGGAGUAGCGGCAAUAUGUCAAGUAAUCAAUCACAAUCCUAUAUGCUCUUGCCCAACUUCAUAUACUGGUAAUCCAUUUAUAAGAUGCAUCGCCCAGCCGUUUGAACAGGAACCAGUUAAUCCUUGUAUUCCAUCACCCUGUGGGCCUAACUCGAUAUGCAAAGAAACCUCAGGAUCACCUUCAUGUUCCUGCCAAGAAGGAUUUAGUGGAUCUCCGCCUUACUGUAAACCAGAAUGUAUUAGCAACACAGAAUGCCCUACUCAUCAAGCUUGCAUCAAACAAAAAUGUGUAGAUCCGUGCGUCGGUUCGUGUGGAGUGAAUGCUCAAUGCCACGUAAUCAGCCAUUCUACGGCAUGCUCUUGCUUACCAGGAUACACAGGAAAUCCAUUCUUUGAAUGUCACACACAAUUGCCAGAGCAAGACUUUACAUCUCCUUGUCAACCGUCUCCGUGUGGCGCUAAUGCAAUUUGCAAAGAACUGAAUGGUGCUGGAUCAUGCACUUGUCAACCGAAUUAUUUCGGGAACCCAUAUGAAGGAUGCAGACCUGAAUGUUUAAUUAAUACUGAUUGUCCAUCGAACAAAGCCUGCUUACAGAAUAAUUGUCGUGAUCCAUGUCCAGGCGCGUGUGCACCUAACGCUUUGUGCCAAGUGGUCAAUCAUGCUCCACAGUGUUCUUGUCAAAGAGGUUUUACUGGCGAUCCGUUCCGCUACUGUGUACCUGAGAUUCAAUAUGAUACACCCAAAGAUGUAUGUCGACCAUCACCUUGUGGACCAAACAGCAGAUGCAAAGAAGUGAAUCAGCAAGCUGUGUGUUCCUGUUUAUCCGAAUACAUUGGAACACCUCCAGGAUGCCGCCCAGAAUGCACUACUAGUGCCGAAUGUUCCAAAGACAAGGCAUGCAUCAAUCGAAAAUGUCAAGAUCCAUGCAUUAAUGCGUGUGGAAUAAAUUCUGAUUGUAGAGUUAUUAAUCACAGUCCAAUCUGUCAAUGUAAACCAAGAUAUACAGGAGAUCCUUUCCAAAGGUGUUCGCCUAUACCUCCACCAGUUGCAAAUGCUGAGCUAGAGCCAUAUAGGAAUCCAUGCGUACCGUCACCUUGUGGGCCUAAUGCAGUAUGCCACGAUAUGGGAAAUAUACCCUCGUGUGCAUGUAUGCCGACUUAUGUUGGCAGUCCACCUAACUGCAGACCAGAAUGUACUAUCAAUUCUGAGUGUCCUACAUCUCAAGCAUGCAUCCAACAGAAAUGCCGCGACCCUUGUCCUGGUUCUUGCGGGAUUAGUGCUAUAUGCACUGUGACUCAACACAAUCCAAUAUGCACGUGUUCUGAAGGUUAUGCCGGCGACGCAUUUACAUCCUGCGCUCCUAAACCACCAGUUUAUAGUGAUAUUGUCGACAAAUGCAAUCCAUCACCAUGCGGAACCAAUGCAAUUUGUAACGACGGUAUAUGCACUUGCAUAUCUGAGCAUCAAGGAGACCCGUACGUAGGCUGCCGACCCGAGUGUGUCUUAAGCACUGACUGUCCAAGAGACAAAGCGUGCUCAAAAAAUAAAUGCGUUAACCCAUGCGUAGGCACUUGUGCAACCACUGCUAUUUGUGACGUCAUCAAUCACGUGCCUAUGUGUAGCUGUCCUCAGGGAAUGACAGGAAAUGCAUUCUACGACUGUACGCUAAUAAGUCAAGUGUCCAUACCGACAAACCCUUGCCGACCCUCUCCAUGUGGUCCUAACAGUCAAUGCCGAGAAAUUAAUGGACAAUCAGUCUGCAGUUGCGUAUCAGGCUACAUUGGUAGCCCUCCGCUAUGUCGACCAGAGUGUACAGUCAGUUCAGACUGCCCAUCGAAUAGAGCCUGCAGUAAUCAGAAAUGCAUCGAUCCUUGUGCGGGAGCCUGCGGAGUCGAAGCAAAGUGCGAAGUAGUGAAACACAACCCGAUAUGUACUUGUCAAAGAAUGUACACGGGAAAUCCAUUCGUACGAUGCGUACCCUUCGCUCCCACGCAAGAUCCUGUAGCUCCAUGCACGCCUUCGCCGUGUGGCCCGAACUCUAUAUGUAAGGAUGCUUCAGGGACGCCUUCGUGCACUUGUAUGCCUAAUUUCUUUGGAUCACCGCCAUAUUGCAGACCUGAGUGUUCUAGUAACAGCGAAUGCCCAUCCAACAAAGCCUGCAUCAAUUCAAAAUGUUCUGACCCAUGUGUCAAUGCAUGUGGUACUAAUGCGCAAUGCAGAACAAUAAGUCAUUCGCCAAUGUGUUUCUGCGAUAAUGGUUUUACGGGCGACGCCUUCUUCAAUUGCUAUGUUCAAGAUGUAAUACAAGAAAUACCAACUCCUUGUGAUCCAACACCUUGUGGUGUUAAUGCAGUGUGCAAAGAAUUGAACUUCGCUGGAUCUUGUACUUGUCUGCCAGACUAUAUAGGAAAUCCAUAUGAAGGAUGUCGACCCGAAUGUACAGUUAACACUGACUGUACGUCAAACAAAGCUUGCAUACGCAAUAAAUGUCAAGACCCUUGUCCAGGCACAUGUGGAACGAUGGCUUCGUGUAUUGCCGUUAAUCACUUACCAUCUUGUACUUGCUUACCUGGAUUUACUGGUGACCCGUAUCGGCAGUGCCUUAUUCAUAAUGAACCUACACCGGAACUUGUUACGCCAUGUGUACCAAAUCCGUGUGGACCAAACAGCGUCUGUCGGGCAGUAAGUGGACAAAGCGCUUGUUCGUGUAUGGCUAACUACAUUGGUUUGCCACCUGGUUGUAGACCUGAGUGUACCGUUAGCUCGGAAUGUUCCACCAAUAGAGCAUGCAUUAAUCAGAAAUGUGCUGAUCCAUGCCCUGGACGUUGUGGUUUAAACUCAGACUGCAGAGUUAUUAAUCAUAGUCCUCUGUGCUCGUGUACGCCUGGAUUCACAGGCGAUUCAUUUACUCGAUGCUAUCCGCAACAACCAUUGCAAUUGCCACCAGAACCGACGAAAAACCCAUGUGUCCCAAAUCCUUGUGGAGACAAUUCAAUUUGUCGCGAAAUAAAUGGGGGUCCAUCUUGCAGUUGUAUGCCACAAUAUCAAGGACAGCCUCCUAAUUGUAGACCUGAAUGUGCUAUUAACCAGGACUGCCCGUCUAACAUGGCAUGCAUAAAUAUGAAGUGCCGUGAUCCAUGUCCAGGAAGCUGCGGAGAAAACGCAAUAUGCACAGUCUUUAACCAUUCUCCGUCUUGCACGUGCUCUCAAGGUUAUAGUGGUGAUUCGUUUGUUGCCUGUAGGCCAAUUCCACCGAAAAGAGAUGAAUUACCAUCUGAUCCUUGUAAUCCUUCACCGUGUGGUAUCAACGCCCAAUGCAGAAAUGGGGAAUGCACGUGCAUUAGUGACUAUCAGGGAGACCCAUAUUUCGCUUGCAAACCCGAAUGCGUAUCGAGUACAGACUGUGCUCCGGACAGAGUCUGUUCCAGGAACAAAUGCAUCAAUCCAUGCCCCGCAAUGUGUGCAGCAACCGCUCAAUGUAACGUUUAUAAUCACAUACCAAUUUGUACAUGUCCAGAAGGUACUUCAGGAAAUGCAUUUACUGGAUGUCAUACAAUCACAGUUUCUUUGGUCGAACCGUGUAAUCCAAGUCCAUGCGGUCCGAAUAGCCAAUGCCGUCCAAUCAAUAACCAGGCAGUAUGUUCUUGUUUACCUACGUUUAUUGGGAACCCGCCAUCAUGCCGACCGGAAUGCACUAUCAGCGCCGAAUGCCCGCAGAAUGAAGCUUGCAACAAUCAUAAAUGUAUCAACCCGUGUGUUGGCGCUUGCGGCUAUGCAGCUAAAUGUGAAGUUAUAAAUCACAACCCGAUAUGUUCAUGUCCAAACCAAUAUACAGGAAAUCCAUUUACACAAUGCACUCCAAUACCUGCCACGCCAAUACCGCAGGGAGACCCAUGUACGCCUUCUCCAUGUGGACCGUAUUCGGUUUGCAAAGUGAUUGGAGAGUCGCCAUCAUGUACAUGUCAACCAGAUUACUUAGGCCAACCUCCCAAUUGUCAUCCAGAGUGCGUCAGUAAUUCAGAAUGUAGAAGCGAUUUAACAUGCAUUAAUCAAAAAUGCAAAAAUCCCUGUCCGGGUAGUUGUGGAUAUAAUGCAGACUGCAAAAUUAUUAGCCAUGCUAUGGUCUGCACCUGUCCUUUCGGCUUAUCUGGAGAUCCUCUUGUUUCCUGUAAUUCUAUUCCAGAUUCCAUCGUAUAUGAUUCUCCUUGUGAGCCAUCGCCGUGUGGACUUAACGCAGAGUGUUCUGAACGAAACGGAGCAGGCGCAUGCAGAUGUAUUGAAUCGUACGUCGGUAAUCCAUACGAAGGAUGUCGCCCAGAAUGUGUUAUAAAUACAGAUUGCUCACCCAUAUUUGCUUGCAUUCAAAACAAGUGCAAAAAUCCGUGCCCUGGUGUAUGUGGAUCAAAUGGCAUUUGUCAAGUUGUGAAUCAUCUACCCACAUGUUAUUGUCCUCCAGGACUAACAGGCAAUCCAUACUCCUACUGCGUACCACAAUUGGAAGAUGAAAUUAAACCGGCGCCGUGUACUCCAUCACCAUGCGGACCGAACAGUCAAUGUCGAGAGGUGAACUCUCAAGCAGUAUGCAGCUGCUUAUCUGAAUUUAUUGGUUCUCCACCAAAUUGCCGGCCGGAAUGCACGAUUAAUAGCGAAUGCCAGACAGAUAAAGCAUGCAUAAAUCGCAAGUGUGUUAAUCCCUGUGUUGGUCAAUGUGCUAGAAAUGCUAAUUGUAGGGUAAUAUCACAUAAUCCGAUAUGCUCUUGCCAAGAACGGUUUACUGGAGAUCCAUUCACCAACUGUAUACCAAUUGUAGUGUCGAUUUCACCGCCACCUACAGAAGUCAACCCGUGCAUCCCAUCGCCGUGUGGACCGAAUUCAGAAUGCCAAGUAUACGGAGGCAGCGCUCGAUGCACUUGUUUACCGAACUACAUAAGUUCACCACCUCGAUGCAGGCCGGAAUGUGUGACCAGCGCGGAAUGCAGUGCUGCAACUGCUUGCAUUAACAGCCGCUGCGCGGAUCCAUGUCCCGGAGCUUGUGGUAUCCGUGCCCAAUGUAGCGUCGUUAACCACCUGCCGAUCUGUUCAUGUACACCUGGCAAUACUGGGGAUCCGUUCGUUGCCUGUCACGAUAUGCCGCCCGAAGAUCCAAUAGAUCCGUGUUCUCCCUCCCCAUGUGGAUCUAACGCAGUCUGCCGAGAUGGCACAUGUACAUGUUUACCUGAAUAUCAAGGCGAUCCUUAUUUCGGUUGCCAUCCUGAAUGCGUUUUGAACACCGAAUGUCCACGUGACAAAGCAUGUAUAAAUAAAAAAUGCAAGGAUCCUUGUGUUGGAACAUGUGGCAGCGGCGCUAUUUGUGAAGUUUUCAAUCAUAUUCCUAUGUGUUCUUGCCCACCGGGCUAUACCGGGUCGCCAUUCUCGUACUGUACUGGAGUAAUUAACAUGACAACCAACUUAUGUCAGCCGUCCCCGUGUGGUCCCAACAGCCAGUGCAAAGAAGUAAAUGGAAACGCGGUGUGUGUUUGCAUUCAAGGCUACAUAGGUAGUCCUCCAAAUUGUCGACCAGAAUGUACAAUAAGCGCCGAAUGUGCGUUAAAUCGAGCUUGCUCUAAUCAAAAAUGCAUUGAUCCAUGCCCAGGAGCAUGCGGUCGUAACACUCAAUGCACAGUGGUGAACCAUAAUCCAGUGUGUACUUGUUUGGCUGGAUAUUCCGGUGAUCCAUUUUCAUAUUGCCAAUUUAUUCCUCCAGCACCGCCAGUGAAAGUAAAUCCAUGCCUACCGUCUCCUUGUGGACCGAAUUCGCAAUGCAAUGAAAAUGGUGAAAAUUACGUUUGCACAUGCUUACCCGAAUUUGUUGGUACACCACCCAAUUGUCGACCCGAAUGUACUAGUAACACUGAAUGUGCUUUGAACAUGGCAUGUAUCAAUAGGAAGUGUGUUGACCCUUGCAUCGGCUCAUGUGGCGAGAACGCCGAAUGUAGAGUUGUAAGCCAUACACCGAUAUGCUUAUGUCAAAAUGGAUAUACUGGUGAUCCGUUCCUGACAUGCACUUACCUUGAAGUUGUUGCUACGGAACUGGAACGCCCUACACCGUGCGUUCCUUCUCCAUGCGGUGUCAACGCAGAAUGCCGUGAACAAUACAACGCCGGGUCUUGUACUUGCCUAGAAGGUUAUUUCGGAAAUCCAUAUGAGGCCUGUAAGCCAGAAUGCAUACUUAACUCGGACUGUCCGGCUAAUCUAGCUUGCCGAAAUAAUAAAUGUUAUGAUCCCUGCCCUGGUACUUGCGGUCUAAAUGCGCUAUGCAAUGUAAUCAACCAUAUUCCUAGCUGCUCUUGUUCAGACCAACAUUACGGGGAUCCUUACAAAAUAUGCAUAUUUAAGCUUCAAUCUGAUAUACACGAUCCUUGUGAUCCAUCACCAUGCGGGCCUAAUAGUCAAUGCAGGUCUCAGAAUGGGUUGUCUAUCUGCACAUGUUUAGAUGGAUACCAAGGAUCACCUCCAAUGUGCCGGCCAGAAUGUUUAACCAGCUCCGAAUGUCCCAUGGAUAAGGCCUGUGAAAACCUUAAGUGUAUCAAUCCAUGUCCGAGGGGCUGCGGUGUUAAUUCAGACUGCAAAGUUAUUAAGCAUAACGCCAUUUGUACAUGCAGACAAGGUUAUACUGGAGAUCCGUUCUCACAAUGUUACGUGUCUCCAAUACCAGAACGGCCGCCCACGGAUCCGGUUAACCCUUGCAUACCUUCGCCAUGUGGUUCGAACGCCUUAUGCCGUGACAUCGGUGGCAUCCCUUCGUGUACAUGCAAUGUUGGAUACCUUGGCAGCCCACCGAACUGCAAACCGGAAUGUGUUGUUAAUGCCGAUUGUAGCAAUGACAGAGCUUGCAUAAACAUGAAAUGUGAAAAUCCAUGUUUAGGUUCAUGCGGACUGAAUGCUGCAUGCAAUGUGAUCAAUCACGUGCCUAUGUGUUCGUGUCUAGAAGGAUAUCAAGGAGAUCCGUUUGCCAUUUGCAAUCUUAAACCCUCAGAACCCCCGCAAAAGGCAGAUCCUUGUAAUCCAACACCGUGUGGGGCUAAUGCUCAAUGUAAUAACGGCAUAUGUACAUGUCUCGCUGAAUACUCCGGCGAUCCAUAUUUCGGUUGCCGUCCUGAGUGCGUCCUGAGCUCAGACUGCCCUCUGGACAAGGCCUGCGUGCGUUCCAAAUGCGUUGAUCCAUGCCGAAAUAUGUGCGGUGUUAAUGCCGAGUGCAACGUUUACAAUCACGUUGCAGUAUGCAGUUGCCCGGCUAGUAUGACUGGUAAUGCUUUCAGCCAAUGCAACAUAAUCGAAAAGCCAACAAAUAGACCUUGUGAACUUUCUCCAUGUGGGCCUAACAGUAACUGCAGAGAAAUUAACGAACAAGCAGUAUGUGCAUGCUUACCAAAUUAUAUUGGAAAUCCACCUAAUUGUCGCCCGGAAUGUAUUCAAAGCUCAGACUGUACUCCAUCGCGUGCAUGUAUUAAUCAAAAAUGUGAAGAUCCAUGCCCGGGAUCAUGUGGAAGUAAUGCUAUCUGCAAUGUUAUAAAACAUAAUCCUAUCUGCAGCUGUCCUGACAGAUACACUGGUUCUCCGUUCUCCCAUUGUUAUGUAUUUGUUCCUGAAGAACCACCACCGUCUGACCCAUGUGUACCUUCUCCAUGCGGACAGAAUAGUAUUUGCAAACCAACUAACGGCGGUUCAUCUUAUGUAUGUACAUGUCAGCCAACAUUUGAAGGUACUCCGCCACAGUGUCGUCGGGAAUGUACAAGCAAUGAUGAUUGUUCAAUGGACAAAGCAUGCAUAAACUAUAAAUGUAAAGACCCCUGUCCAGGAUCUUGUGGACUCAACACAGUAUGCAUUGUACGGCUGCAUAGUCCCAUGUGUUCUUGCGAAGAAAGUUAUACUGGUGAUCCCUUCACAGCAUGUCACAGAAUAUUAGGUGAACCGAUAGACCCAUGUAAUCCGACGCCGUGUGGUGCUAAUGCCCAGUGUAAAGUUUCAAGAAACCAAGCUGCUGCAUGCAUAUGUGAUCCAGAUUAUUAUGGAAAUCCUUACGAAGCAUGCAGGCCCGAAUGUGUUACACAAACAGAUUGUCCUUACAACAAAGCAUGCUUAAAGAAUAAAUGUGUUGAUCCUUGUCCCGGAACGUGUGGUGUUUCAGCCCUGUGUCAAGUUAUCAACCACAUUCCAUCAUGUAGUUGUACACCAGGAUACACUGGAAAUCCUUACGCAUAUUGCCACAUUAUAAUCAACACUCCGGAACCAACCAAAGAUCCUUGUGUUCCAAACCCGUGCGGAAGCAGUUCAGUUUGCAAUAACAACAAUGGACAUGUGGCUUGCUCAUGUCAGCCCGAUUUUUUGGGAACUCCUCCAAAUUGUCGACCUGAAUGCACUGUAAACUCGGAGUGCGAAACUACAAAGAGUUGCACAAGGCAGAAAUGUAUUGACCCAUGCACAAAUGCUUGUGGACAAAACGCUGAGUGCAGAGUAGUCAACCAUGCUCCUAUUUGCUCUUGCCGACCAGGUUUUGAAGGAGAUCCGUUCGUCAGAUGCGUAGUAGUUGACAAAACUCCACCACCUGAAGUGAACCCAUGCGUACCAUCUCCCUGUGGACCAAACGCUCUCUGCCAAAUUGUAAACCAAGCACCUGUGUGCACUUGUAUUAACAACUACAUCGGAACACCUCCAAACUGUAGGCCUGAAUGCACAGUAAACUCAGACUGUCCCAGUACUAUGGCUUGCAUGAAUCAAAAGUGUCGUGACCCUUGUCCCGGCUCGUGUGGACUACAGACCGUGUGUCAAGUUUAUCAACAUGCUGCUGUAUGUAGCUGCAAAGAAGGUUUCACUGGGAAUCCUUUCCAGAACUGUUACAUCCAAGAACAUAUAGAACCCCAACCAACUGUAUAUGACAAAUGCAAUCCCAGCCCUUGUGGAGCUAACGCUGACUGUAGAGAUGGCCAAUGCACCUGUAGACCAAAAUAUUUCGGCAACCCCUACAUGAGCUGCCAACCCGAAUGCACACACAAUUCUGACUGCGCGCCACAUCUCUCAUGUAUUAAUAAUGAGUGUAAAAACCCAUGCGCAAAUAUUUGUGGUCAAGGUGCCGUUUGCGAAGUUUAUAAUCACAUACCAAUGUGUAGUUGUCCUUCUAAUACAACAGGAAAUGCAUUCUUCUCUUGCACUCCUAUUACAUCAAUACCCAUCAGAAGAGACCCUUGCACGCCUUCACCUUGUGGACCAUACAGCGUAUGUCGAGCAAUAAAUGAGCAAGCAAUUUGCUCGUGUUUAAUGGGAUACAUUGGCGCACCACCUGCGUGUAGGCCGGAGUGCACUGUAGAUUCAGACUGUACAAGUUUAAUGGCCUGCUCCAAUCAAAAAUGUAAUAAUCCUUGUGCAGGCUCUUGUGGCCUUAACGCUGAAUGUAGAGUGCACAACCACAAACCGAUAUGCUAUUGCCCUAAUGGCUUUACUGGUGAUCCAUUCACCAGAUGUUCUAUUGUUGUGGACCGUGAUCAACCACCAAGAGAGGCUCCAUGUGAACCAUCGCCCUGUGGUCCUAAUUCCAUUUGUCGAGCCGUAAAUGACGCGCCGUCCUGUUCCUGCUCUACAGGUUUCAUUGGAACACCUCCAUUCUGUCGCCCUGAAUGCGUCACAAACAGUGAAUGUACUUUCGAUAAGGCGUGUAUCAAUAACAAAUGUGUAGACCCAUGCCCGGGUGCUUGUGGACAAAACGCCAUAUGCCGCGUCAUCAGCCAUUCACCUCAAUGUGUUUGCCAACCAGGAUACGAAGGAAACUCCUUUGAUCAAUGUCUACCAAUCAAAGUACCAGAUCGGAAACCACCCAUCUCAACUCAACCGUGUGUGCCUAAUCCUUGCGGGCCAAACGCGAUUUGUCAAGAGCGUAACGAUGUGGGCAGCUGCACAUGUCUUAGUGGUUACUUCGGUAAUCCAUAUGAAGGUUGCCGGCCAGAAUGUUUAAUUAACUCUGAUUGUCCAGAAAAUCUCGCAUGCACAAAUAACAAAUGUCAAAAUCCAUGCCCUGGCUUAUGUGGAUCAAAUACUCGGUGCGAAAUGGUCAAUCAUUAUCCUAUGUGUGUUUGCCUCGAUCGAUAUGUGGGAAAUCCUUAUGAUGGUUGCAUCUUAAAAGAAGAAUCACCUAUUGAUCCUUGCACCCCAUCCCCUUGCGGAGCGUACAGCACAUGCAAAGCAUUGAAUGGUCAAGCUAUGUGCACAUGUUUACCACAAUAUUUCGGCAGCCCUCCUAAUUGUCGACCUGAGUGUGUAACGAACCCAGAAUGCCCUCCAAAUAAAGCUUGCAUAAGACAAAAAUGUGUAGAUCCAUGCAUUGGAACGUGCGGAGAAAAUUCACAAUGCCGAGUACAUUAUCAUAGUCCUUAUUGCACCUGUGCUCCUGGCUUUGAAGGAGAUCCAUUUGUUAGAUGCACCAAACCAGUAGCAUCUCCACCACCAAAACCACCUGUAUGUGAACCUAGUCCUUGCGGUAGAUAUGCUACAUGCAGAGACGUUGGUGGGUCAGCUAUUUGUAGUUGUUUGCAAGGUUACACCGGUGCGCCACCAAACUGCGCAACCGAAUGUACGAUUAAUGAAGAUUGUUCCAAUGACAAGGCAUGUGUGCGAGAAAAGUGUGUCGACCCAUGUCGUGGGUCCUGCGGGACAUUUGCUGACUGUCGAGCAAUGAAUCAUCUAGCUAUUUGUACAUGCCCAGUCGGUUAUAGCGGCAAUCCGUUUGUCAAUUGCUAUCCGUUUAAAGAACCUCAAAAAGAUUUAACGCUAGAUCCAUGUGCGCAAUCUCCAUGUGGAAUCAAUGCAAUUUGUUCUAACGGUUCUUGUUCAUGUAUCCCCGGAUAUCAAGGAAACCCCUUCAUUGAAUGUCGACCUGAAUGUACAAACGAUAAUGAAUGCUUGAAACAACAGGCCUGUAAUAACUAUAAAUGUGUCAACCCAUGCAAGAAUGCUUGUGGCUUCGAUGCAGUUUGUAACGUUUACAACCACAUUGCGAUUUGCGAAUGUCCCGUUCCUCUACAAGGUGAUCCAUUUAUUGCAUGUCGCCCAAUCAUAGCUCCAACGGUAACUGACCCAUGUACUCCAAAUCCCUGCGGUCCAAACAGCAUUUGCCGAGCACAGGGCACCGUGGCGCAUUGCUCUUGCCGGCCACCCGCGCUUUCCGAUCCGACCAGUUGCCGCCCCGAGUGCCGCGCCGACUCCGACUGCCCAGCAGAUCGCGCCUGCCGAAAUAAUAAAUGUCGCGACCCUUGUCCUGGCGUAUGCGGCCUCCGAGCUCUUUGCCAAACUAGAAUGCAUUCGCCCAUUUGCUCUUGUCCAAUAAACUUCAUUGGAGAUCCAUUUGUUCGUUGUUCACCAGCGCCCACAGACGUAGAGUCUAAGGUUAUCUCACGAUGUCCCGACUGCGGGCCGAACGCAGAAUGCAUCGAUGGCCAAUGUCGAUGCAGAACAAAUUACUUUGGAGCGCCUCCUUUCUGUCGCCCUGAAUGUCUAAGCUCCAGUGACUGCGAAUGGCACCUCACGUGCGUCAAUCGUCGCUGCAUGGAUCCUUGCCCCGGCGCGUGCGGUCGUGGCGCCAUCUGUUCGCCUAUCUCCCAUGAACCUCGCUGCGAAUGUCCCCCCUCUACCACUGGAAACCCUCUUGUUGAAUGUCGUCCAAUUAGUGAUAUCCAGAAACCAAAAGACGAUCCUUGCUAUCCGUCACCCUGCGGGCCUGGGGCGAUCUGUCGUUCAAGAGGCACAGGCGCAUCUUGCGAAUGUGAACCAGGUCUCCGUGGUGACCCGUACACGGGUUGCCGACCGGAAUGUUUGGCGGACUCUGACUGUUCACCGUCGCGCGCUUGCGUACGUUCUCACUGUCGUGACCCUUGCAUCGGCAGUUGUGGCAUAGGAGCAGAUUGCGAAACCUUUAACCAUCUACCAACUUGUUCUUGUCCACUGGGAACAAGGGGUAAUCCUUUUGUACGAUGUGAAGAAGUGCUCAAAUCGGUACCCCCGUGCGAUCCAUCCCCUUGUGGCCCAGGAGCUUUGUGCACUGCCGUCGGUGAAAAUGCGGUGUGCUCGUGUCCGCAAGGCACCAGCGGUGAUGCAGCCGCAGGCGGCUGUCGACCCGAGUGCGUCGUCAGCUCAGAGUGCCCGCGCGAUCGUGCUUGUGUGCGAAACCGGUGCGUCGAUCCCUGCAUCGGUGCAUGCGGCAACGGUGCAGAGUGUCGUGUCUUUGAUCAUGCGCCAAUUUGCUCCUGCCCACCACCAACAACUGGAAAUCCAUUCCUAGGAUGUAGACAGUUGGAUGUGCAACCUAGUAAGGGCCCUUGCGAUCCUAACCCAUGUGGACCGCACGGAACAUGCCGCAACGGUUUCUGCACCUAUCCGGAAUGUAUUGUUAACGAUGACUGCUCAGGAGACCGCGCUUGCAUUAAUCAAAAAUGUACUGAUCCAUGCGUAGGAGCUUGUGGAUUAAAUGCGAUUUGUUCAGGCGUGCGGCAUUCGGCAGUUUGCUCAUGUCCCAAUGGUUACACGGGUUCUCCAUUUGUACGUUGCGAACGGAUCAUCAUACCCACGCCCGCACCUGUACCAGAAUGCAUAAGAGAUGACCAGUGCGCCGACAAUGCCGCAUGUGUCGACUCUCGUUGCUCUCCCGUGUGCGGACCCUCAAAUUGCGGCCUCAACGCACGUUGCAUAGCUAGACAGCAUAGGGCUCGCUGUGCUUGCUUGCCAGGAUACGAAGGCGACGCCUAUACUGGCUGUUAUUCAGUGCAAUGUCACAGCAACAACGACUGCCCAUACGACGAGAGUUGCGAUGGCGGGUCUUGUGUAAAGGUGUGUCCGCGAAUUCGUUGUGGCACGGAGGCGCAUUGUGCCGCGCGUGGACACGUUGCUACGUGCGAGUGCGACAGCGGAGCUCGCGGUAAUCCGUGGACGGCCUGCCAUAGAGCCGAAUGUACGAUAGAUGACGACUGUGCUACGUGGCUGGCAUGCCGUGGAGGCACUUGUCAAAACCCUUGUCCCGGAGCUUGUGCGCCGGACGCGGUGUGUACUGUCACGCGCCAUUCACCUGACUGCGAAUGCCCGCGCGGUACUGUAGGCAUCCCGAACGUUGAAUGCCGACGAGUUGUUGAUGACGUGGAAUGUGAAACUGACGCUGGCUGUGGCCCCGAUUUUGCAUGCCUGCAAGGCAAAUGCAAGAAUCCUUGCGACGCUACCUCAUGUGGGAGAGGAGCUGUGUGCCGUGUCGCCAAUACUCUGCCGUUCCGAACACUAGUAUGCGAAUGCCCCACACCACUAACGGGUGACGCGUCCGUCCAAUGUAGUCCAAGAGGCGAAUGCAACGAAGACUCAGAAUGUGGGGACGAGGAGAAGUGUUCCUCAAAGCGCUGCGUUCCAGUGUGCGGGCCUGGCGCGUGCGGCGUGGGCGCCGAGUGCCGCGGCCGUGCGCAUCGCGCCUCCUGUACCUGCGUGCCACCGUUACAGGGCGAUGCACGAGUCGCGUGUUUGCCAGGCCUUCCAGAUGUUCAAUGUACAACAGAUUCAGAAUGCGGCUCCGCGGAAGCAUGUGUAAAUCGGCAAUGCGUCUCAGCGUGCGCUGGAGCGUGCGGCACCGGCGCCUUGUGCGAAGCCACACAUCACCGCGCGCGCUGCCACUGCCCGCCCGGAACAGCCGGAGACCCAGCCCGCACUUGUUAUACACCCGAGUGUACAUCCGAUGACAAUUGUCCAUUCGACAAGACCUGCAUUAACGGAUACUGCCAAGACCCAUGUAUACUGGGAUCACCUUGCGGUCGGGAUGCAACGUGUGAGGCCAUCGCUCACGUGGCUACGUGCCGCUGCCCGGCGGGAACGCAGGGCGACCCACGACGAGCUUGCAUCUCCGCCGUUUGCCACUAUAACGAGGACUGUGAUGAUACGCAGAUCUGCGAUCGGCUCAAUAGAAUUUGCCGCCCCGCUUGUUCCGACAGCGUUUGCGCGCCUGGAGCACUAUGUACAGCUCAAAGACAUCGUCCGAUCUGCUCGUGUCCACCAGGGCGCUCCGGUGAUCCUUACUCGCUUGGUUGUGCCUCUUACGACGUCGGCCCCGAAUGCACAAGCGACUCCGAGUGCUCGGCUCCACUGGCGUGCGUUAACACUCGCUGCGUAGAUCUCUGCGUGGGCAACCCAUGCGAAACCGGGCUUGUGUGUAAAACGGUCGAUGUUUUGCCAUUACGCGCUGUGGCUUGUGUCUGCCCGGAUGGAGGACGUGUGGCCCCCGAUAGUGGCUGCCGCGCGCCACCGGAUGCAGAGUGCUCAGCAGACUCAGACUGCGCCAAUAGUCAAACUUGUCGCCGCGGCAGCUGUGUCGAAGCUUGCAGAGCUGACCCGUGUGGACUUAACGCCCUUUGCGAAUCUAUCGACCAUGCCUCCCGUUGUUCAUGCCCACCUGAAUACACUGGAAACCCGAGAACGGAAUGCAACUUAGAACCCAGACUGCCAUCUAUAUGGGAAUGUUAUAACGAUGACGAAUGCGGCCCAGAGCGUGCCUGCGAGGAUCGUCGAUGCGUAAACCCAUGUAGCUCUGCGUGUGGCGGAGGCGCACUGUGUCGAGUUAUUGACCACAAGGCGGAAUGUUCUUGCCCUAGAGGAUUCUCAGGCGAUGCUCGCGUUAGAUGUCAACCACCAUCAGACGUCCAAGUGGUUCCCGUGGGAUGCAAGGCCAACUCGGACUGCCCCCUGUCACAAGCGUGCAUAAAUGGCGCUUGCGCUGAACCGUGCGCGUGUGGAUCACAUGCAGCGUGCAAUGUUGUACGACACCAUCCCGUAUGUUACUGCGAAGAGGGCUACUCCGGCAACCCCUAUAUCGGAUGCACUAAAGUUGGAUGUUCAUCAGACUCUGAAUGUCCUGACAGCGACACAUGCUACAAUGGCGCUUGCGUCAAUCCUUGUAUUGUUGAGGCUCCAUGCUCCAUAAGCGCCGAAUGUUUCGGUAGAAAUCACCGAGCUAACUGUCGCUGUCCAGCUGGCACAAAUGGCAAUCCAUACACCAGAUGUCAACCAGUUGAAUGCGAAAUAAAUGCCGAUUGCAACGAUGACAGCGUUUGCAUGAAAGGAGUUUGCCGACAUGCCUGUUCUACAGAAGGACGCAGCCCUUGCGCAAGUAAUGCAGAGUGCUUCGCACGAAACCACGCUGCAUCUUGUAAGUGUCCUCCAGCACUUCCUAUAGGUGAUCCUCUAACACACUGCGAAAAAGUCAUCAUUGGACCAGAAUGCAUAAUGGACAGUGAUUGCCCAAGUGGCCAAGCAUGCCUCAGAGAUCAAUGUCGUGAAGCUUGCUCAGAAUUACAACCAUGCCAGGCUAAUGCAAGAUGUACAGUAUCUGAUAGUGUACCUUUCCGCACAUUGAUAUGCCGUUGUGCUGAAGGCUAUAUUCCGGAUGUCGGCGGCGCCUGCAGACCUACACAACUGCCUGCGCCUAGUUGUUCAUCUGACGAUGACUGCAGCGAUAGUGAAUCAUGCGUUAACAGGAUUUGUCGAAACCCAUGUAAUUGUGGUGAAAAUUCCGAAUGCUUUGUACGCAAUCAUCGUCCGGUAUGCUCAUGCCGCGAGGGCUUUGACGGAAAUCCUUAUCAAACUUGCCGCACUGUUGGUUGUCGAUCCAACUCAGAAUGUGAAUCAAAUCAAGCAUGUGUAAAUGGAAAUUGUGUUAGCCCAUGCUUAUUGAACAGUAACUGUGGACCAAAUGCUGAUUGUUACGUCGAAAGAAACCAACCACUUUGCCGCUGUCGACCUGGAUUCGAAGGAGAUGCGUAUGAAGGAUGUAAUGCGAUAGAAUGUAGAUCAAAUGGAGAUUGUCCUCUAGACAAAGAAUGCCGCGGCCACAGAUGCAUUAAUCCAUGUUAUUCAAAAACUAAUUGCGGAACCAACGCAGUUUGCUUAGUGCGCAAUCAUAUCGCAGUUUGUAAAUGUGAACAAGGAUUUAUUGGAAGCCCCUAUGUAGAAUGUAAACCUGAAAUUAUAGCAGAAUGUUUCGUUGAUGCAGAUUGCCCACCAAAAUCAGCGUGUUUAUCAACAAGAUGUGUUAAUCCUUGUUCAGUACUUAAACCAUGCGCCUCACCGGCGCAUUGUGAAGUCUCACCCACAUUGCCUGUUCGCACUAUGAUCUGUACCUGUCCACCUGGUUACAUCAGCAGCGGAGGAGGCUUAUGCCGCCCAUUCACUACUUUCUCGGACGUCGCUUGUGAAAUUGAUACUAACUGCACGUCUAAUCACGCCUGUAUAUCUGCAGUUUGUCAGAAUCCAUGUGAAUGUGGUCCGAACACAGAUUGUCAGAUUAAGAAUCAUAAGCCAGUAUGCGCUUGUCGACCAGGAUUCAUCGGCGAUGCUCGCACUGGGUGCUACGAUGUUCUUUGCCGAUCAGACUCACAAUGUUCAGAUGAUGAAACUUGCAUUAAUAACCGCUGUAUUCCAGCUUGUUCAGUGGACGGCGAAAUAUGUGGAGCAUCGGCAGAAUGUUACGGAACCCACCAUCGAGCUUCCUGUCGUUGUAAAGUCGGAACUGCCGGUAAUCCGUCUAUCGGCUGUAUGCCUAUUGGAUGUAGGGCGAACUCGGACUGCCCGUCAGAUAGAUCGUGUGUUAACUCACAGUGCAUAGAACCCUGUACAGCAAACACCUGCGAACAACCUGCAGAGUGCAGGGUACAUCUUCACGUGGUGCACUGCGUCUGUCCACCCGGUUACCAGAGUACAGACCAAGGUUGCACUAAAACAACGGAACCACAGUGCACUACCGACUCAGAAUGUCCAGCAGGAACUGCGUGUCUGAAUGCUAAGUGUGUCGAACCUUGUCUCGAGACAAGCCCAUGUGGUAAUAACGCUGAAUGUAGAGUGGUCGACUCACUUCCUGUUAGGACAAUGAUUUGCGAAUGCUUACCAGGAUAUAGAGGAAAUGCUUUAGUGGAUUGCACGCCAAAUAUACCACCUACCGCGGUAUGCAUAGAAGGACAAGCAAUGGAUGCAAACGGUGAAUGCGUCCCAUGCCGCGAGUCAGAAGGCCGCAUUAUGGACUCACGCGGACGCUGCGUAUGCGACGCAAGUCGCGGCCUUGUUCUGCGUGGUGACGAGUGCCUGCCUAUUGCAGGCUGUCGCUCCGACACCGACUGCGACGACCGCGCCACAUGUCGCAACAGCGUCUGCAUACCGGCCUGCGAUGCUGAGCCCUGCGGGUCACACGCUAUCUGCACUGCACAGGGGCAUCGCUCCAUUUGCACAUGUGCCAACGGUUACACCGGAAACCCGAAGGAACACUGCAACGCUACCACUCCUAACUAUCGUACGGACUUCCCAUUACCGGACAUGCAAGUGCAUUGUCUCGCUGACGCUGUGAAAGUGAGCCUGAAGAUCAAGGACUUUAAUGGAGUUUUGUAUGUAAAGGGAUACAGCAAAGAUGAACGCUGUAGAUUAGUAGUACAUAUCGCCGAACCCGAGGAACUUGUUGAUUUCACUGUGCACUUCGGAGACUGCGGUUUGGUGCACGUUAAUGGCAUGGCCAGCUUCGUGCUUGUAAUGCAGAUUCACCCAACACUACUGACAUCAAACGCAAAGGCAUUCCACAUCAAGUGUAUAUACCAGACGGGUGAAAAGAACGUUACGCUGGCGUUCAAUGUGUCCAUGUUGACUACAGCUGGUACAAUCGCAAAUACUGGUCCACCACCCACGUGUUCGAUGCGUAUCGUCUCAAGGACUGGUGACGAAGUUAGCUCUGCGGAGAUCGGAGAGAACCUCGUCUUACAAGUUGAUGUCCAACCGUCAAGUAUCUACGGCGGUUUCGCACGCAGCUGUAUCGCGAAGACGAGCGAAGCAUCGACAAACGUGGAGAACGAGUACACGGUGACAGACGCGGACGGCUGCGCCACGGACGCCACCAUUUUCAACGAUUGGGAGCGCAGCGAGGACGGCAGCGCACUACGCGCCACCUUCAAUGCUUUCAAGUUCCCGAGCAGCGACAACAUACGCUUCCAGUGCAACAUACGAGUCUGCUUUGGAAAAUGUCAACCGGUCAAUUGCCGCGGCGCUGAUGCUUACGGCAAACGAAGAAAACGAGAAGCGAUCGAUACCGAUGGCCCUCUGUCGACCAGAGAGGACCAAAUUCGAGAAGAAGUUAAGGUCGAAUCGAACCAGAUAUUGACAUUAGAAAGACGCGAUCCGUCGCGUGUUGCGCGUCAGCGCGAUGCGUCCGGCGGCAGCGGUGACCCGGCGGUGAGCGCCGGCGAGGUGUGCGUGUCGGCGGCCGGGCUAGCAGUGGCGCUGGCGCUGACAGCGCUGCUAGCGCUCGUGGCGGUAGCGGCAGCCGUGGCGUGCUGGCUGGUGGCGUGGCGACGCGCGAGGCCUCCGCCCGCGCCGCUACCACAUCCGCCUGACUUCCCGAACCCUCUAUUCCAGCGCUAAGACACACUACUACUAGUCCUCGCCCCGCUCCUCCGCCGGCACUGGGCGGUGUCGGCUCCUUUCUUCUUACUCACUUAGCUUUAAUAUGUGCGCGCCGUCGGAGGACCGCCGGGCUAGGGCGCCGGGAGCGCCGCGCGGCAUCAAUCCGCGCCCCUCGCUCGCGCUACCAGCGCCCUUUUUAGAUUUAUAUUGUAUCUAUAUUAACGUAGAAUCGUCAAAUCCUUCGAAUUUUGUGAUAUUCAUAAAACAUAAUAUACACUGAAAGAAAUCACCAGAUUUUUAUGUAAAAUAAACUUAGGUUAAGUAAAAUAAACAAUUAAUAAAUA
Cydia pomonella (codling moth) is the source of this 59482-nucleotide messenger RNA. RefSeq lists its product as uncharacterized. Gene Ontology annotation, cellular component: nucleus; extracellular region. The record is from RefSeq and is a predicted model, not a curated record. The transcript is spliced from 133 exons. Gene Ontology annotation, molecular function: zinc ion binding; peptidase inhibitor activity; calcium ion binding. NCBI's taxonomy places the organism in Eukaryota, Metazoa, Arthropoda, Insecta, Lepidoptera, Tortricidae.